Pelobates cultripes (western spadefoot toad) is the source of this 63063-nucleotide messenger RNA. The record is from the annotation of a GenBank genome assembly. Lineage: Eukaryota; Metazoa; Chordata; Amphibia; Anura; Pelobatidae.
GUAAAUCCUGUUAACGUGACCUACAUCAGUUCUAGAGUCCGGACUGCUGUGAUUGUGUCAAAAAUGCACAGAAACCUCUGAAACUUGCGCUUUUCAAAAAAGAUUCUUUUGUAACCCUGCAUGUUUUUUGGGGUGUGCUAACUCUGCUCCACUGGUCAGAAAGAUAUACAGAACAAGAUACUUUGUAUCCCUUAAAGUCAUAUUUUUAUUUUUAUUUUCACCGAAUAUUAAGAUGUUUACAGAAGAUUGAUAUUGGUGAUUGCAGCAGCCAGUACCAGGUUCUAGAGAAGAUCUCUUUGCAGAAAUUCCACAAUGAAGAUUUUGGUGGCAAUCUGUAUACUUCAUGCUUCUUUUGGGGUCGUUUGUCCAGCACAGACAUUCCAAACCUUGUCCCAUUUAAAGCCACAGAAAAGUGAUGCUGUGCAGGCUCAAGCAGUGACUGAUCUGCUGAAACGUUUGAUCGGGGACAGGGCUAAUGGAUUUGUUGUGAAGGUGAACAGCUACUUGGCUGCUGAUGGACUGGACACCUACCAGCUGAGUUCACUGCCAAGUGGCCAAAUUUCAGUUGUGGGAAGCAGUGGGGUGGCAGCAGCCACAGGGUGCUACAAUUACUUGAAAUAUUACUGUGGGUGCCACAUCUCUUGGUCUGGAGUUCAGCUGAACUUACCACCUGUCCUUCCUCCAAUAUCUUCACCAGUUACUGUCAAAACACCAAACAGGUAAGGCUCUUGAGCAUGGCAUACCAACUAGAACUGCAUGAGAAUGUCUGCAAUGAAUGAAAGAAUAAUUUCAUAUAAAAAAAAAAAAAAAAUUCUGGGAGAAACUUGAUUUAAACUUUUUUCUUUUUUAGAUUGUGGUCACUUGUUUGUGAGGUCCUGCAGUUUAUUUAUUUUUUUUAACUUUAUGAUGGCAUUGCAAGCAUUGCCCUCUAAACAUGGUUGUUACUUUAAAUGACCUAAUACAGAUGUUUUUGUGUGUUAAGAUUUCAUGGAAGAGGAACCCUCAUUUCAAUAUUUAAUGUUUAAAAGGAAAAAAAAAAUCCCUCUGAUAUUUAAUUUAUGAUGUUCCACUCAACUUCCCUGUUUUUUUGUUGUUGUUGUUUUUAGUUAUAUAUUUACUUUUUCUGAAAUAAGAACUUCCUCAUUCCCUCUCUCCAGUAAACUGUAUUGAAGCUUACUGGGGUAAGUAAAGCAGAAGAGGUAUGUUAAAACACAAAACAAACCUCCUCUGCAACACUUCUGAGUUCACAGUGACAUUACCAACUUGUCUGUAUGCCCGCAGUACCAUAUUCAUUUAUGUAGCACUGUGGGGGGUUAAAUUUAGAGGAGCAUUAUAGUUACCAAAACAACUGUAAAGGUAACAAGGCAUAAGAUUCUUCUAGCGCUUGUUGUGCGAUAAGAGAAGCAGCUCGAACAACCGAAUCUAGAGUCUCUCCUUUCCGUUCCUGAGUAAGUUAUAUGCAAGAAGGAGGAAGUAGCGCUUUGGGAAAAUCCUCAGAUACAGGCCAAUAUGCAAUGAGAAGAAAGGACAAGGAGGGAGAUAUAGUGUAGAAUGUAAUUUGAGUGAAGAAAUGCACUUACACUGUAUGGAGCUGAUAAUUAGCUUCAAUUUAGGAAAGUAUUGGGAGGCUAUUGUGCAUGUGUGGCAAAAAGCUGCGCAGCCAAUCAACAUCUCCAUGGGGAGCAUUCAGUGCUCACAAAUCUAAUACACUGCCCCUGUUCUAUCAGUUUGGUAUACCCCGUCAGAUUGCUAUACGUGCUAGCACUCCUGCUACUCCUCCACAGCAAGGUCCUGGAAGGUAAGUAAAACUAGUUUUACACUUUCAUUAUAGUUAGUGCAUUCACUAAGCUUAGGACAUGGGACAUUUAGGGUUAAUGUUAGGGUUCAAAUUAGGGUUAGGAUUAGGGACUUGUUCCUAUUUAGUGAUAUUUCACAUUAGGGGAAUAUCACUAAAUAGUGAUUUCUCACACUUUAUUUUAACCCUUACCCCAAGGGUUAGGGUAAGAAUAGAGUGUGAGAGAGGUUAGAAUCACUUACCUAACCCUAAUUUGUACCCUCACUUAACCCUAAAUGUCCCGUGUGCCUAAGCUUAGUGAAUGCACUAACUAUAAUGAAAGUGUAAAACUAGUUUUACUUACCUUCCAGGACCUUGCUGUGGAGGAGUAGCAGGAGUGCUAGCACGCAUGUGCAGCACAGGAGACAGCUGAUUCCCCUCCCCGGAAGUGACGUGGGUAUAGCAAUCUGACGGAGUAUACCAGACUGAUAGAACACCCCCUCCAUCCACUCUUACACACUUACUCCAAUCUAAUACACUGCACCCACUCCCACCAUUCUAAUGUAAUAAUACACUGCCCCCUUCCCACCACUCUAGUAUACUGUCCUCCUCCAAAUUAAUAUACUGCUACCUUCCCCAAUUUAAAGGGACACUCUAGGCACCUACUUCUGCCCAUUGGAGUGGUCUGGGUGCCAACUCCCACUACUUUUAACCCUGCAAGUGUAAUUAUUGCCGUUUUUAUAAACGGCAAUAAUUACCUUGCAGGGUUAACUCCUCCUCUAGUGGCUGUCUACUAGACAGCCACUAGAGGGCACUUCCUGGUUUCUAGCACAGGUUUUCUGUGCUAGAGCGUCGCUGGACGUCCUCACGCUAUGUGAGGACCUCCAGCAUCUCUAAAAUCCCCAUAAGAAAGCACUGAAAGCAUUUUCAAUGAUUUCCUAUGGGGAGGUCUAAUGCGCGUGCGCGGCAUUGCCGCACAUGCGCAUUAGGUCUCAUCCUGGUGGCCGCGCAUGCGCAUUCAGUCUCCCCCGCCGGCUGACGUUGGUGGGGGAGGAGCGUGGGCAGACCCUAAACCACCACCGAAGGACAUCGGCGGUGGUCUCAGGUAAGUCACUUAAGAGGAUUUGUUUUUCUGGCACUGGAGUGUCCAUUUAAUACACUGCACCCCUGUCCCCUAUUCAGCACCGUACACAGGAAGGUCCCCUAAGCGUCUCUUCCCCUACCUUAAGAUAAGCCGUCAGUCCUCCAGUUCCAGCUCUUCUCUGCUCAAGCAGGCUAGACAGUCCACUGACACUGCGAGGAGGAGGGAAGGGGAGUAGGUGGCCCGUUUUUCUGACUGCCAGCCACUCUGUGCAUUGCAGCAACCGGUGUGGACUAAUGCUUAGCGGCCUUAUGACCCCAAAGCACGCGAUCAACCGUGGUAGGGCGCCUGUCUUGUGGCUGGUCGCAGCCACAGUAUAAAGCGGCCCCAGGGCAGGCGGGCCGCAAAUAUAUUCACUGUAGACCGCAGGCUUGACAUGCUUGGUCCAGCAUCUUCUAAAUCCCCAUAGAAAGGCAUUGAGGCAAUACUUUACUAUGGGGAAGGCCUAAUGCACACAUGGCGUGGGAUUGGGUAAGUAAAAGUUGUUGCGAUUUUUUACCAUUUCGUGGCCGUGGGGGAUGCAUGGGCUGAGGGACACUUUAAUGUUAGGAAUACAGCACUAAAGUGUUCCUUUUAACUACCGUUUUGUAUGUUCAUGCAAUUGUUUCAAUUACUAAGGGACCACUACAGUCAAGUCAUCUCAAUGAAGUUGUAUGGGAGCAGUGGUCCUGUGCUUUUAACUCUGGAGUUUAUAAAAUAAAAUAAUUUUUUUUUUUUGUAUUUUUAUUUUUUUUAAAUAGUUUUAUAGAAAUGCCAAUGUUUACAUUGCAGGUUAAAAAUAACCUGUGUGUUUAACCGAAUGCGAUAGUGUUCCUUUACCAACCUAGUCUGUUUUUCUGGAUUUUUUUUCCCUUUCACUUUCUUUUCUCAAGAGUGCACACACUGAACUCUCUGUACAGCAAAAAAACAUGUAUUCCGAACUCUAAAGCUUUAUAAUAACUAUUUAGAUUAUCUUGAACCCCGUGGGUGUAUUAAAAAAACAAAACAAAAAACCCACCUUUUUACUCCUCAGAUGCACCGAUCUUAAUUCGACCGCAACACCCCUGUUGGCUCAUGUCCUCAUUACUAUUUAUGUCAACCAAUCCAAAAGGGAAGCAUUUAGGGCAAGUGUGCAUGCGCAGCAAUCACCUUGCUGAGACCACUCCGCAUUUCUCCUUAGAGAUCUGUUGAGUCAAUGCAUCUCUAUGGGGAAUGUUCAUGUAUUUGUACUGCUAUAGUGUCCUUUUGAAAUGUAAAAUAUAGAGGGGGGGUAAGCUUUUAAUUUACUUUUUUUCCCAGCGUCGACACCCGCUCCUCCUCCUGCAACGUCAUCCUGGAGGCGUUUUGCUUCCUCAAUGACCUCCAAUCCAAUGCUUCUCAUAGAGAAGCACUGGGGAGAAUAUGUUUGUGUGCGGUGAGCACCAUGUACACGUCCAAUCAAAUGAGCUGCAGUUAAUGACGUCAAAGGUCAUUAAAGCAGAAGCACCUGUAGUGGCUAUCAAGAAAACUGCCAAUACAAGGGUGUUUAACCCUGCAAUUACAGCUUUGCCAUAUAGUCUCAAUGCAAUGUUUUAGAUUUCAGGUGUAAAACUAAAGGGCUGCUGCAUCCAGACUACUUGCUUGAGAUGAGGUGGUCUAGGUGCCUUUUUAGAGAUCAUUUAACCACCUCCUCAAAAUUCCUGACCUGCCUGUACCAUACAAGGUGGUUAGGUCAGCAAUCAGCUCUAUCUCUUUGAUAUGAUUGUUCAAUUGAAAACUGCUGUCUUACGCUACAAUACUCCUGUACAGAAGUUCAAUUAAACCUACCACUAGACUAGAGUCGUCCUAGCUAAGCUUAAUAAGUUCAGUGUUGAGCUAUUUAGAAGAUUCAGGGUCUUGUUGCAGAGCUUAGGUUCUUAAGGCAGGUGCCUUCUAGCCCUAUAGUAAUGUAGUGAGAGUAUAGCCCUUCACCCCAUACACUAGUCAAGACAUAGUGUGGGUACAACAAGUACACCUUAUUGGAACAGCUUGUACAUAUUUAUAAACAUAAUUUGUAUUUGAACAGUAAGAGUGACACACAGUAAGUAUGGGCUGCUAACAGUUAAUUAGUUCAGCUCAGGUUCAUGACAUUAUCCUCUAGUUGUUUUCACCAGAUGGGGGGGCCAGGGUGUUCAAACCCUUUAAAAGACAUUUUCCCAAGGUGUAAGCCUCAUGACAUUAUAGAUCUCCAGAUAGCUCGUAACCUCAACCAUGCACAGUUUAAGUGCUCAGAUCAGAGGCACCCAGCCCUAGUGACAACCUUUUAAAGUUUGAACAGGUCCCAGCCCUUCGCCGUUCCAUGCGUGUGGCUACUUGGUCCCAAUUUUGAAAAAGGGGUUCCUAGAGCUCUGGUGACAGGAGUGCCAUAAAGUCCUGGGCACUCUCAGAUGCCUUCUCACCUCCCUGUCCUUCAGUCCGAUUAGCACCCAGGUAGGCUGCCUGGUGUCCGAUCACCACCAAUUUAAAGAUCUAGCCAGCCAUUGCUUACUUCAGAUCCAGCAAACAGUUCCAGAUGACUGGCAUGAAUUCCUGUUCCCUGGUCGGAAGGUGAGUCGGGGAUGUGAUGAAACUGGGUGGAUGACUGCUUGGCAUAUAUAUACCGACUUUAGGUCGAAAUAGUGCAGCUAUAUGGAAGAAUUUUCUCAAGGUUUAAAAUUACCAUCUCAAUUCCCUGUGGUGCCGUGGAAUGUUUCCCUGGUGCUAUGAAUAUAGCACCAGGGAAACAUUACUACUGAACAGGGGUCCGGUCGGGUGCCAUGGUCCUUUAAUACGGCCCCUGUAAUGUCGGAGGCAGCUGCAGCAUGAGGGGAGAGGAGCAUGAAGAGUGCCAGAUCCCUUAAUCCCACAGCAGCAGGGCUCCAAGCCACCCUCCUGGCACAUAAGGUAAGCUGAAGGGAACAGGUGUUAUAGGGGAACUCUGAAGAAGCAACGCACGGAGAGUCCGGACACAGGUCAGUUCAGGAAGCAAAGGUCUUUAUUCUCACCGAUCAGGUCUCAUCUGAACUCAUGUUCAAAAUGUCUGAGCACAUGGAGUACAGACUUUUUAUAGUUAUUCAUCGCCCACCCUUACACCUGGCAGCAAACAGUAUUUACAGCAUUACCUUAUAUAGAUAGGCAGUAUGGCACUUGAGGAGAAUGGAAUAUGGUUUUUCAAAUCCAGCACAUGCUCAGUUCAUUGAUGACAGUAUCUUAGCUACACGUAACUAACAGAUACCUGUACUUGUAUAUGCCACAUGGAGAUUUUAGGCCUACUAAAUUUUGGGCAUGUGUAUGUGUGUGAGGUGAGUGUGAGUGUGAAAUAGUAGAGAAUGGGAGGAAUAUAGUGGGUCCUAGGAGGACAAGGCAUUUACCCAAUUUAUAAUUAUUAAUAAAGAGGUUGAAGUCCUAGUUGGAAAUUAAAAAUUUACUUUUAUUAUGAUUUCAAUAUAAAAUCUAGUAUUAUUAUUAUUAUCAUUUAUAUAGCGCCAACAGAUUCCGUAGCGCUUUACAAUAUUUUGAGAGGGGGGGAUGUAACAAUAAAUAGGACAAUUACAAGAAAACUUACAGGAACAAUAGGUUGAAGAGGACCCUGCUCAAAUGAGCUUACAGACUAUAGGAGGUGGGGUAUUGGAAACAUUAGGACAAGAAAUAUCAAGUAGGAGUGAAGCAGAGCUGGAGGAGAGAGCAAAGCACUGUCCCAUAGGAGAGAGCAGGAGACAGGUAUGUAAGGUAGAGAUUAAGGCCCUUCUUAAAUGAUUGAAGACUAGGGGAGAGUCUGAUGGCAGUAGGCAAGCUAUUCCAUAGGAGAGGAGCCACCCGCGAGAGGUCCUGCAAGCGCGAGUUGGCCGUACCGGUGCGAGCAGCGGUCAGGAGGUGGUCACGGGCAGAGCGGAGGGUACGAGGAGGGGCAUAUCUAUGGAUCAGUGAAGAGAUAUAAGCGGGGCUAGAAUUGUUCAGUGCUUUAAAUGUGUGGGUUAGCACUUUGAAUUGACUCCUAUAGCAUACAGUGAGCCAAUGUAAGGAUCGGCAGAGGGGUGAUGUGUGAGAGGACAGACUAGAGAGGAAGAUCAGUCUAGCUGCAGCAUUCAUGACAGACUGUAGCGGGGCAAUACGGCUUUUGGGGAGACCAAUCAGGAGAGGGUUACAGUAAUCCAUGCGGGAAUUUACUAGAGCAUGGACAAGUUCCUUGGUAGCAUCUUGCGUAAGAAAGGGGCGAAUGCGGGCUAUGUUUUUGAGUUGGAACCUACAGGACUUGGCAACAAACUGGAUGUGAGGCUCAAAGGUGAGACCAGAGUCAAGUAUGACGCCAAGACAGCGCGCUUGCAGGGAUGGACUUAUGAGGAUAUCAUUGAGUUGAAGGGAGAGUGAGAGAGGAGGAUCAGUAUUAGGAGGAGGAAAGACAAGGAGUUCAGUUUUAGAGAGGUUAAGUUUCAGAAAGCGUGAGGACAUCCAGUCAGAGAUGGAAGAAAGGCAAGCAGUGACACGUUGCAGGACGGCAGGGGAGAGGUCCGGGGAGGAGAGGUAUAUCUGAGUGUCAUCAGCAUACAGGUGGUAGUGGAAUCCAAAAGAGGCAAUAAGUUUACCAAGAGAGGCAGUAUAAAGAGAAAAUAGGAGGGGACCAAGGACAGACCCUUGGGGAACUCCAACCGAGACAGGACGAGGGGAGGAGGUAUCCUUGGAAAAGGAGACACUGAAUGAGCGUUGGGAGAGAUAGGAGGAAAACCAAGAGAGGACAGAGUCACAGAGACCGAGCGAUUGAAGAGUUUGAAGGAGGAGAGCAUGAUCAACGGUGUCAAAGGCAGCAGAGAGGUCAAGGAGAAUUAAUAUGGAGUAGUGACCUUUGGAUUUAGCGGAGAUUAGGUCAUUAGUCACUUUGAUAAGAGCAGUCUCAGUAGAGUGGAGAGGGCAGAAGCCAGACUGAAGAGGGUCAAGGAGAGAGUUGGAAUUAAGGAAGCGAGACACACGGGUAAAGACAAGUCUUUCCAAAAGCUUUGAUGAGAAAGGGAGCAGGGAUAUGGGACGAUAGUUAGAAAGGGAGGAUGGGUCAAGAGAUGUUUUUUUCAGGAUAGGUAUUACAGUGGCAUGUUUAAGGUCAGCAGGAACGGUGCCAGAAGAGAGAGAGCAGUUAAAGAUGUGUGUUAGGGUAGGCACAAGACAAGGGGAGAGAGAUCUGAUGAGGUGAGAUGGGACAGGAUCGAGCGGGCAAGUGGUGGGGUGAGAGGAACGGAGAAGCGCAGCCACCUCUUGUUCAGUAGCUGGGUAGAAAGUCUGGAGGGUAGGGAAAGCAAGAUUUACAUGUGGUUGAGAAAGUGAACGGCAAGGAGGGGAGAAUUGUUUCCUUAGGAGUCCCAUUCAAACUUCAGAUAUCUGCUAAUACGAAAAGAUGGUGAAGGACAAUCCUCAAUUUAUGCAUUGCAGCACGUAAAGGAAGUGAUCUCGGAUCUGCAGUAGAGCAGCCUGCAGCUCCUGUCUUUGACCUGUACCAGGGAAGCCACCCACACUUCUAGAUAUACACAGAAAUGCAGAAUAACCCUCCCCUCAUACAAAUAAUACAAACAGCCCACAAACAAACAUACACACAAUCCGCACAAACGUAACCCGCUAACAAUCCACAUACAUGCACACAACCCCACAUGCAGCCUCUCACAUGUAAUACCCCAAACAGCCCCCACAUACUAACAAACACACAAUGUGACAUAUCCAUCCACACACAAUUACACAAGCAGCCCCCAUACACAGCCCACAUUCAUAUGUAUCAUACACAAUACCAUAAACUACUAAUGAACAUAUACAAUAUAAUAGCUCAUAUACACACAAAUACAACGAUACAAAGUAAUUGCAGUAAAAAUAACACAAGCAGAAGACUGCAACAUAGACGCCUCAAUUUAAAAAUAUAGGACCGGCACGCUACGGGACAUCACAAUCUUAUCGGCACAGUGCUGCUAAAAGGUUGCCUACCCCUGGCCUAGUGCUUCUGACAAAACAGACAGAUUGUCAACAGCAUGGAGGACGUUUAAAUCUGAUACCCUUCAUAAGUCUGCAGACUAGAGGAUGUUUACCCACAGGGAAAAAUUCAAUAGGGUCGUGAUUUGCUGAGAUAGCAGAUCUAUAGACAUUAAUGGUGCGAUAAGCUUUCCCUGAGUCAAAAGAGGCUGACCAAAAAAUUUAGAAUGUUUGUUAAAUCUGAAUGUAUGGGAUCCACUGCCCGUCCCAUGCACCAAUUAAGCCAAAUUUUCCAGGCUGAUCUGUAAUUUGCAUGGGUUCCCGGUGCCCAUGCUUCUGAGAGAAUGUCUCUAGUAGUGUUUGAAAAUUUACUAUGAGAUUCGAAUGACCCAAAAUGAGAUGCAAUCAAGGGUAGUUGGCCGACAGCACUAGAGGAUGAAAAUUUCCCUCUGGAUCGCAAAGAGAAUCCUGACCCAUCUGUAUGGGUCGUGGGUAGUCUAUCAGAAUGCUGAGUAGUUGAUGGUUGUGAUGGCCAGAGAGGGGUUAUAACUACUAAGGUCGAUUUCUGGGACCAUACUUUCAGAAGUACCCGUGAUAUCAUCGUAAACGGGGGAUAAGCAUAAUUGAUUCAGUCUUUCCAACAUUGGAGGAAAGCAUCUUGAUCUACUGCUUCUGGAUCCGGACGCCAACUGAAAAAUGUUUCUAGUUGGCGAUUGAGCUGUGAUGCAAAGAGGUCGUAUUGAAAUGGACCCCACAAAGCAAGUAGUCGUUGGAAGAUGUUGGGAUCCAACAUCCAGUCGCUGUAAUCCAGUAGGAAGCGGGAAUUCCAAUCUGCUACUGUAUUGGAAAGGCCGGGAAGGUAUUCUGCUCGUAACAUUAUGUUUCGAUCGAGGCACAAAUGCCAUAAUUCUUUGGCAAUGUCGGCCAGUUGCUUGGAUUUUGUACCUACUAAGCGAUUUAUAUAUUGGACUGCUGAUAUGUUGUCCAUCUUGAGAAGGAUACAACAAUGGGAUUUGUGUUUCGCAAAACUGGGUAGAGCGAAAAACCCUGCCAUGAGUUCCAGGCAGUUUAUAUUCGUCUCUUCUAGAGACCAUUUGCCUCCUGUGGAAUUGCCUCCACAAUGGGUUCCCCAGCCUAAUCGACUUGCGUCGGAUUCUAUAGUUAGGUCUGGGAAUAACGUGAAAAUGGAUUUCCCGUUCCAAAUUUGAACAUGAUCUAACCACCAGGAUAGUUCUGUUCUUGUCUCUGAAGUUAGAGAAAUCUCGUCUGAAUAGAGGAGACCGUUGCGUAAAUGUUCUCUUUUCAAUCUUUGAAGAGCCCGAUUAGCCUGGAUCGAGGCUGAUAAAAGUCCUACAAUCCGUGUUAAAGACCUGAUGGAAAUGAAUUCCUUCUUUAGAACUGACCUGAUCUCUUUUCAAAUUGUUUUUCAAUUUCCGUGAUGGAAGGCUGAGUGGCCAAAUUGGAAUUCACUAAAAAUCCUAAAAAUUCUAUCUCCUGAAAGGAAGUUAAAAUCGUUUUUUCGUAAUUUAUUACAAAGCCAAGGCUUGUUAACAGAUUCAAUGUCCAUUGAGAAUGUAGUUGAAGAGUUUGCACACUCUGUGACAUAAUCAAUAUGUCAUCUAGAUAGACUAUCAUUCCUACUCCCCUGCUUCGAAGUAGGGAUAUUUACUGGUUUGAGUAAUUUGGUGAAACACCAAGGUGCAGAGGAUAAACUAAAUGGCAAUGAUUUGAAUUGCCAUUUCUUCCCUUGCCAUAGAAACUGUAAAUAUUUCUGAAAUGAGUGGCGGAUAGGUACCGUGAGGUAUGCAUCCUUCAAAUCUAUUUUUAUCAACCAGUAGUUGAACAUCAAUAGGUCUUUGAGGUAAUAAAUUCCCUCCAUUUUGAAAUGGUGGUAUCUGACAAAAUUGUUUAAGUAUUUCAAGUUUACGACUGGUCUGUGACCAGAAUCCUUUCUUUUUCACCAAGAAUAAAUUGCUUAUGAAGCCUGGGCUGCUCAUGGGCACCUGUAUGAUGGUCUUGGGUCGAAAAAUUUAUUGGGAAAGGCAUGUUUCUUUGGACGGGGCAUGAUAUAAAAUCUAUUUUGUAACCUAGAACCGUGUCUAGUAUCCAAGAAUCAUUUGUAAUCUGACUCCAGACAUGGAAAAAACAAGUGAGUCUGCCCCCUAAUCCUACCAGGGAAGAAAGGGGGGUUGUCGUACUCACCGGAUGAAGAUCUGAAGCCAGACAUUCCUCGAUGGCCUCUUGAUCUUGAUGGAAAGAAAGGAGUUGAUUGUUGGGAGUCAUAUUAGGGCCUGGUGGGUUGAAAGGUGUUCCUUGUAACCUGUCUAUGCUGAAAGGAACGGUUCCUUCCUCUUCCAGCCAUUCCGAAAACCUUAGGGUUGAAAACUUUCUUCAGGGAUGACUGAGCCUUAUCAAGGGAACUAAAUAGAUUGACAUAUUUAUUAAUGUCUUUAAUAAAGGAUUCUCCAAAUAGGAGACCUUCACCAGCUGGACCAGGUUCGGAAGUGGCUAAAUUUGACAGUUGAGGGUCAAUUUUCAUUAAAAUAGACCUGCGGCAUUCGCUGGUCAGCGCUGUUAGCAUUCCCCAAAAAGCUUAUAAUGCGUUGGGUCCAGCCUUUCAAAGUAUCAAUUCCCAGAAGCUGCCGCAUGUUUCAAACAUUUUAGCCACAGGACCAGAAAUGUCUAUUAUUUUAUCUUGACAAGAUUUUAGUGAUCUGUCAAGACAUUUAUUUGGGUUCUUCCCUGAUUCUGUUAAAAAUUGCACAAUAGUAGGAUCUAGAUCAGGGGUCUGUGCGACUUUCUUUGACAAGGUCGGUCUAGGGCAUUCAGCUCUUAUUUCUAGCUGCUUGAUCAAGGGGUUUCCUCAACCAGUAUUCAAGAUAUUUGGCUACAUGAGCCAUAGGGACCCAUUCGGCUGACCUGGGGUGUUUAAUAUGGUCUGGGUCGAAUAAUGGUUUACCAUUAAAAUCCAAAAUAAUACAGGGAGUGCAGAAUUAUAAGGCAAAUGAGUAUUUUGACCACAUCAUCCUCUUUAUGCAUGUUGUCUUACUCCAAGCUGUAUAGGCUCGAAAGCCUACUACCAAUUAAGCAUAUUAGGUGAUGUGCAUCUCUGUAAUGAGAAGGGGUGUGGUCUAAUGACAUCAACACCUUAUAUCAGGUGUGCAUAAUUAUUAGGCAACUUCCUUUCCUUUGGCAAAAUGGGUCAAAAGAAGGACUUGACAGGCUCAGAAAAGUCAAAAAAUAGUGAGAUAUCUUGCAGAGGGAUGCAGCACUCUUAAAAUUGCAAAGCUUCUGAAGCGUGAUCAUCGAACAAUCAAGUGUUUCAUUCAAAAUAGUCAACAGGGUCGCAAGAAGCGUGUGGAAAAACCAAGGCGCAAAAUAACUGCCCUUGAACUGAGAAAAGUCAAGCGUGCAGCUGCCACGAUGCCACUUGCCACCAGUUUGGCCAUAUUUCAGAGCUGCAACAUCACUGGAGUGCCCAAAAGCACAAGGUGUGCAAUACUCAGAGACAUGGCCAAGGUAAGAAAGGCUGAAAGACGACCACCACUGAACAAGACACACAAGCUGAAACGCCAAGACUGGGCCAAGAAAUAUCUCAAGACUGAUUUUUCUAAGGUUUUAUGGACUGAUGAAAUGAGAGUGAGUCUUGAUGGGCCAGAUGGAUGGGCCCGUGGCUGGAUUGGUAAAGGGCAGAGAGCUCCAGUCCGACUCAGACGCCAGCAAGGUGGAGGUGGAGUACUGGUUUGGGCUGGUAUCAUCAAAGAUGAGCUUGUGGGGCCUUUUCGGGUUGAGGAUGGAGUCAAGCUCAACUCCCAGUCCUACUGCCAGUUCCUGGAAGACACCUUCUUCAAGCAGUGGUACAGGAAGAAGUCUGCAUCCUUCAAGAAAAACAUGAUUUUCAUGCAGGACAAUGCUCCAUCACACGCGUCCAAGUACUCCACAGCGUGGCUGGCAAGAAAGGGUAUAAAAGAAGAAAAUCUAAUGACAUGGCCUCCUUGUUCACCUGAUCUGAACCCCAUUGAGAACCUGUGGUCCAUCAUCAAAUGUGAGAUUUACAAGGAGGGAAAACAGUACACCUCUCUGAACAGUGUCUGGGAGGCUGUGGUUGCUGCUGCACGCAAUGUUGAUGGUGAACAGAUCAAAACACUGACAGAAUCCAUGGAUGGCAGGCUUUUGAGUGUCCUUGCAAAGAAAGGUGGCUAUAUUGGUCACUGAUUUUUUUUUUGUUUUGUUUUUGAAUGUCAGAAAUGUAUAUUUGUGAAUGUUGAGAUGUUAUAUUGGUUUCACUGGUAAUAAUAAAUAAUUGAAAUGGGUAUAUAUUUGUUUUUUGUUAAGUUGCCUAAUAAUUAUGCACAGUAAUAGUCACCUGCACACACAGAUAUCCCCCUAACAUAGCUAUAACUAAAAACUACUUCGAAAAAUAUUCAGCUUUGAUAUUAAUGAGUUUUUUGGGUUCAUUGAGAACAUGGUUGUUGUUCAAUAAUAAAAUUAAUCCUCAAAAAUACAACUUGCCUAAAUCAUCAGAUUUAGAGAUAAGCGCAGGUGUCUCAGAUAUAUGAAUAAUUUGAGUCAGAAUCAGAGUCAGAUUUUUCAUCCCUUGAGAUUGAAGAUGAUUCACUAUCUGAGGAGUUUUUAUAGGAAUCAGGUUUGCUCCUGUGAAUGGCCUUCCGAGCUCGUUUAUCUUCCUCACGAGCAGAUGGUCUUUUGAGUGAGUGAUUACACUCUUCAGUUUUGCGUGAGACACGCAUUGUGUUCUUGUCUUGGUCCUUCCCUAUCUUAAGUGGCUUAGAGCCGCUAGGGGAUUUUGCAGGACCAUCAAAGCAAUGUUUGCGUUUCUGGGUGGCCUUCCCAGACCUCCUAAAACCUUGAGCUAGGUUCCGUUCAGACUCCACAGAUGACCAGAACUGGUCUGAAGCAGUAUUAAUUAAAUUAGUCUUCUCACUGGGUUUUGAGUUACUUAUGGCUUGAGCCACAGACUUUGCAAUUGCUUCUUGCAUAGAAGACAUUGCAGUAUAAAUUGCAGAGGAAACUGACUUUUGAACGGAUAAAUCCACAAUAUUUUGUAAAGAAUCCUCAGUGAGGAUUUCAGUCAUGAGAAACACCAGGUUUUGGUGAUUCAAUUUGUCUAAUCUCUUUAGGAUUCAUAAUUUACAAAAUUGCAACAAAUAGCAAUUGUAUCUACUAUUCGUAGAAUAGUUAAAUAAUAAAAUGUUGCCAAUUAUGAGGGAAAUCCUGAUUGGAAAAUCAAAUGGUUCAAAUUAUAAUAAUAAUUACCAGUAAAGAGUAACAAGAUGUGAAGAAAAACACUGUCCUGAGGUAAAGUGGGCAGGAAAGUUAGCUGAGGACCAACUAACUGGUAUUCCCGCCCAUAAAACAUCAUCAAUGUAUGGGGACUAAAUGACAGAAAAACGCGCUUGCAACGGUUCGCAUAAAACUGCCGAAAUGACUGAACAGUGAAUUGACCGUUCGUAUACAAAAAAACAGCGAACGCGUGAAUAAUAAAGUAAUACGAAAAAUAAAUGGGUGCAAUUUGUGUAAAAAAACUAACGAAUGCGAUUCAUAGAAAUACUGACCUAACAAUUCAAAGACAAAACUACCGAACGCGGACGAACCGCGACUUCAUUUCCAGACAGAAUACAUGAAAUAUAUAUAUAUAUUGUUUUAAUAUAUAUAUUAAAACAAUAGAAGACCUAGAAUUACUUCAGAAAAGUAUAUAUUCCAAAGGAAUAAACACAUAUGUCAACAUAUAACCAAACUAGAAGGUAUGUGUAGAAAAACAGUAGGAUAAGUGAAUAUAUACGAUACUUAUCUCUACUGGAGCAGCAAAGAAAGAGGGAGAAUAUUGGAGGAUCAUUCACUAUAUGGACUAUGCUGGAUGUUGAUUGGCUACCAACGUUCCAUUUCAGUUACUCUGUUGUUUUACCUUUUUUUUAUUCACUAAACUUAUAAAAUCCUUUUUUCUGAACAUAUCUCUGUUCAGAUACACAAAUGAGAUUGGAAAAAAUCUUUGUUUUGGAGUGUAUAUUUUACUCCUUUUUCACCUUAAUAUUAAUUUUUUAUUGUAUUUUUUAUUUUUUGCAAGGGGGGGAUUUUUAACACUUUAUUAUUCCAUCCUUUCCUUAUUGGUUUAGUGAAUAUUUAUAUAUAUUUUUGGUAGCACCCUAGGAGAUAUCUUGUCUUCGUCCAUUCCCUAUGCUUCAGUAUCUUCUGAGGUAAUUAAAUUAGUAAAGUCUAUUGUAUACUAGAUUUUAUAUUCAAAUGACUUCAACCUCUUCAUUAAUGUAUGUGUAUAUGUGUGUGUGUGUGUGUGUAUAUAUAUAUAUAUAUAUAUAUAUAUAUAUAUAUAUAUAUAUAUAUAUAUAUAUAAUGUGUGCUUCUGUGUAUGAGCAUAUGUGUGUCAGGGUGUGUGUUUUUAUGUCAGUGUGUGUAUCUGUGCCAUGGUGUGGCAUGUAUCAAUGAAUGUGUGCAUCUAUGUGUGCGUAUGUCGGUGUAUUUAUAUGCAUGUGUGUUAAUGUGCAUGAAUCUGUGUAAGUAUGUAUGUGGUAGUGUAUGUGCAUACAUCCAAGCAGUCAAACUCCAGCACAACAUACAAGCACACUCCUGCAAUCGAACACAAAAAUUACAUACAAACACACCUCUGCAUUCAAACAAAAAAAACAUGUAAACACACUACUUUACUCAAUCACAAAUACUUUACACAAAUGUUCAUCCGCAUUUAAAAAUGAACAUUACAUUCAGACACACCCCUGCAAUCAAACGCAAACAUUACAUACAAACACACCCCUAUAUUAACCCCUUAAGGAUACAGCUUCAAAAGCUUGUCUUACUCAUAAGGACACAAGCCAUUUUUGCAUUUGUUGCUGUUUGUGUUCAAACGCAAUUUGCAUCUUUGUCAUAUAUUGCACCAACACAUAUUAUAUACCGUUUUUCAGAGGGCAAACGGCUUUAAUUUUAUGUCACAUAUACAUAGAUACAUUCUCAUUAAUUAUAUAAAAGUUUUUUCUUCAGUUUUGGCAAUAAUAGCAUGUGCAUAAUAUGUGCCGCUUAGAAAAAGUAAUUCAGAACAAAUUAAUUUGUGUCUUGGUUUAUAGAGUACAUAAUAUGUGUAGGAUUUCAGCUUAUUUUGAAAGUUACAGGUCACAAAAUACAAGCACUAAAAUAAAAUUUUAAUGUGAAACAAUUUUAGAAGUUGGUAUGUUUGUCUUGUAGGUUUAGUAGCCACCACAGAAAACAACAUUGCCACACAAAAGUAUAUAUUUAUAAAGAAGACAUCACAGGCUAUUUACCUAAGGUUAAUUUGACACUUUUUUUACGUAACCAUUUCAUCACCAAUCUCUGCUAAAUAUUGGAGUAAAAUUGUGUUUUUUCUCUAUUUUGGCAUAUACACAUAUAAUAAGGUUUUUGUAAUGUGUAUUUCGUAAAGCUGGUGUGUGCUAUUCCUGCCCAGAACCCCAUAUUGUGGUCAGCUACAUCUGCUGAGUAGAACGCUAUCCCCAUUUUAUGCCUUUGACACUAUUCUGUGAAGCUACAAUGCUAUAAAAUAGACAAGGCUAUUUUAGUUUCUAUAGUUAGAAUUUUCGUAGAUGGAUUUGACGGGCCUAUGUCACAUAUUAGGGUAUUAUAACAGUGUGACUGUUCAAAUAACCCCACAAAGGGCUUUCAUUUGACAAAGCAGACACCCCAGGGUAUCUUAUGUGGUUUAAAUUGUGCCUUAAAUUGUCACUAUUAUUUCACCAAUUUAUGUCAAUGUUUGUGGUGGGGGAGGGGGAGGGGAGAACGGCAUUUUUACAUGCAUGUUGCAUUUUUGCUGACUAUUUCUUACACUUUAUAUGCACCACUGUCAUAAACCUCCCCAAAUUAUGCUCAGUUACAUCUUCUGAGUAAAAUAAUAUGCCCAAUGUAUGACCCAGACUCUAUUUUGUGAAGUUACAGUGCUGUAAAAGAGACAUCACAAGUUAAGGUUUUUUUGUUUUUUUUUAAUUCUUUAUUUAUUCCAAGGUAAAACCCCAUAAUAAAGCAUACAUUACAACAUGUUUAUAAACACCAUUACAAAGACACGUCAAUAUGAAUACGAGGCAGACAUAUGUGUAAGCUCAUAGAAACAAACUAAGUACGUGCAGCAGAAUGUUGCGUGUCAGCUGCUGAAGUCUGUACAUCAGUGGUGUCUCACCAGGUUUUUUGAAAAAGAAUAAAACAGUGAAAGCUUACCAACCAUUGUGAGUAUAUCUCCAUCCAGUGCCUAGGUUUGUCAACCUAUACAAUGCGCUAUUGAGAUCUUAGUGAUUAGGAUAGCUAACCCGUCUUUCAGUUUCACCAGUGUUGCAUUACCAUUUUAGCAAUAUUAAAACUUAUUACAUCCCGUGUCUCAUCUCAGUAGAGGUGAUGCUCUCGCAAUAUUUGUGGUCGAGGUGUAAAUGUCAGUCAGAGUGAAGGAGAAUGUAGUGAUAGAUGUGAAAGAAGUAGAUGAAAACUUAAAUAGGAAAGAGAAAAAGAAAGGAGGGGAGUUACGGGAGGGAGUGUUACAGGGAGUUACCGGUUAUGGCGAUCGUAGGUCCAGGCGGCCUAGUUACAGUGUGGCUACAUAAUGUUUAGACGUAUCAUAUCGUUCAUGGGGCGGGCCAUACCAUGCGGGCUUUCAGUCGACCAUCUAUAUAGGAGAGCGAGUUGGGUGAUUUCAAUGUUUUCAUAGGUCAUUUAUAGGAAUAGGGAUACGAUGGGGAGGAUGGCGAUGACUAAGUACUUUUUAUAUGGUCUCGCACUAUACGUAUUUUAUAAAGUAUGUCUAUAAGGGCCAUUUCCGUUUCUCUUAUGUUUAUAGAGCGCGCUUGAUUUAGUAAAGUUCACCCUGUACCCGGACCGCGGCUUACAUAUCUAACGUUCGUUAGCGCUGCCAUUGACUCCUUUGGAUGGUCAACGGAUCCCGACACCACAUACUGCUGGCCCCUGACCGUAAUUCUCUUAAUAUCCGUGUUACUUCGAAUUGUUUGUAGGAGGGGUUCCAAAGAGAGAGCGAACAUUAGGGGCGAUAGAGGGCAGCCCUGCCUGGUUCUGUUCCCCAAACUGAAAGGCACCAUUUUUGCUCCCGAUGUCUGGACCCAGGCCUUGACGUCUGCGUACAUAGCGCAAAUCGUGGUGGUAAACUGAGUCGGGAAGCCAAAGUGUCAGAGUACCUCAAAUAGAUAAGGCCACUUUACCCUAUCAAAGGAAUUCUCGGCAUCGAGUGACAAUAUCAAGGUCGGAUUCCCCCUAGCGGUCUGCCACCAAAUGAGAUCAAUGCUUUUUUAAAGCUUAUUUUAAAACUUUUUUUAACGUUAACUCCUAGCUAGCCUAACAACAAAUCCACCAAUUCCCCACUAAUUUCCACCCACCCCAGCUAGCUAAAUAUUUAACUUAAAAAUAUUUACAUUAAUUUAAAAACUAAUUUUAACCCCUGAGGGUGUAAAAAAAAUCAGAUGACUAAAAUCUAGCCCCUGCCAAGUGAUCACUGUAGUCAGUGAUAAUUUGGCGGUGUAACGGACCGUUUCUCUCACAAGGGGAUAAAAUCGGUUUAGGCGAUAAUCCCCUUUCCCAUAGACCAGCAGCUAUUGCAAUCACCAACUUCCCGAACUCCAAACUGUACGAAUCCCCAACUCACGAACAAGAAAUACACGAACUCUGGAAGCAGCCGAACAGGAAAAGCAAUACGAACGGCUUACACUCCUGGCAGUCAGCACACAAUCCAAUUCCCCCAAUAACGAGACGACACUUCGUUUUGAGGGUUAAGCAGAAUCUCUGGUGCUGGCACACCCAGCCUGGUUUUUAUUACAGUCUUGCAAAUACAGGACCGCCCACAGGGAGGUAUAAAACAACCAAUCAUAUCACAGUUACAUCCCACAUAUUCCCUCCCCUUAUCCUGAGAGGAAACUCAAUUAUACAUACAGUUAAAACAUACUUUCUACCCAACUUUCAUAACUCUAAAACCAUACAUCACAUUCACAUAAAAUUACAUAUGCACAAUCAAUCCAUUCAGGGGAACAACAUAUUCAAAAAAUGGCACAAAUCAGACAAGGGGUUCAAAAGUUAGUAAAAAGUCCUUUGUGACUAAAUGAAGCAUGGCUUUCUGGCCCAAACCAGUUUCAGAGUCUUCUAUCCUGGAGAUAAGUAAUUCAAUUAUCUCCCAGGAUAGACACAAGACUCCAUUAAGCACAUGGUUGCAAAGAGACACCAAACACUUUAAAAUACAUAAAGUCACAUUUAUACAUAAAACACAGACAUUUCACAUAUCCCCAGAUAGCUCAGGUCUGAGCGCACAUUAUUAAGUGAAUGACGCUCAGACCACACGAAUACAGUUUAAUCGCCAUGGAGCCAAAGUCUUUACAGUCAGUUUCAUACAAAUGGGCUCCAUAGGAUUCCUAUCUGGGGUAUAACACAUUCAAACACAUCUACCGAACCCCAGGCAGAAAAGCACGAAUACAGCUUUUCUGCAGGCAAAAAUAAAGUCUUUUAAAAGGGGGCCAUAGGCAGAUGGCAGGAGGCUGGCAACCAGGCUUCUCCAGUGCACAGUGGCGAGGUUGGUUUCGCCACACUUCUCCCCUUUACCAAUCAGACUAACAGGGUAUCUGACCUCCUGCCGGUCAGUGCCCUUGUUAGUCCAGCAGCCCACCCACAAAACACAAUCAGUAAUACAGCCCACCCACAAUAACUGGCUACUACACCUGGGUAAAGGAGAACUUUGUCCGUGUCCAGGUGCCUCACCAUGGCUGUGUGGGUGACUGGUCAGCGUACUGGGUGGGUUGCUGAGUGGGCAGAGACCAGCGGUACUCGGUCCUGGUGCCAGCACUACCACGGGAGUAGUCUGGUUGGAGCCUGGUUGCUGGAGGGGGGGACAGACUGUCUCCCCUUUGCCUAAACAGUCCUGCUGCCGGGGGACAGGACCGACUGUUCCUACCCCCGGUGGUGCAUGUGCAGAGACCACUGUCCCCUCUGCACUGUUGUGGAGAUUACUGUCUCCCCUUGGUGGGCUAAGCUGCCGCUGGGGAGAGGGGGUAACAAGCUCCUCUCCCAUACAUACUUUCAGCCGCUGGGGGGAGGGGAUAACAAGCUCCUCUCCCUGACACUCUCUCUGCUGUUGAAGGGGGAGACCGACUGUCUCCCCUUUCAAUAAUUUGUCCUGUUGCUGGGGAGAGGUGAUAGCUGGUUCCUCUCCCUGGAACACUCUCUGCUGUUGGAGGGGGGGGACCAACUGUCUCCCCUUUUAAUAUAUUGCCCUGCUGCUGGGGAGCGAGACCGACUGUCUCCGCUUCCUGCAGAACACACUGCCGCUGGGGAGGGAGGACGACACCUUCAGCUCCCUGGGGUACACACUGCCGCUGGGGAGGAAGGACGGCACCUUCAGCUCCCUGGGGUACACACUGCCGCUGGGGAGCAAGGAUUGCACCUUCAGCUCCCUGGGAUACACACUGCCGCUGGGGAGGAAGGACGGUACCUUCAGCUCCCUGGGAUACCCACUGCCGCUGGGGAGGAAGGACGGCACCUUCUGCUCCCUGGGACACACACUGCCGCUGGGGAGGAAGGACGACACCUUUGGCUCCCUGGGACUCACACUGCCGCUGAGGAGGAAGGACGGCACCUUCUGCUCCCUGGGGUACACACUGCCGCUGGGGAGGAAGGACAACACCUUUGGCUCCCUGGGACACACACUGCCGCUGGGGAGGAAGGACGACACCUUCAGCUCCCUGGGGUACACACUGCCGCUGGGGAGGAAGGACGGCACCUUCAGCUCCCUGGGGUACACACUGCCGCUGGGGAGGAAGGACUGCACCUUCAGCUCCCUGGGGUACACACUGCCGCUGGGGAGGAAGGACUGCACCUUCAGCUCCCUGGUAUACACACUGCCGCUGGGGAGGAAGGACGACACCUUCAGCUCCCUGGGAUACACAGUGCCGCUGGGGAGGAAGGACAACACCUUCAGCUCCCUGGGAUACACACUGCCGCUGGGGAGGAAGGACGGCACCUUUGGCUCCCUGGGGUACACACUGCCACUGGGGAGGAAGGACGGCACCUUCUGCUCCCUGGGACUCACACUGCCGCUGGGGAGGAAGGACGACACCUUUGGCUCCCUGGGAUACACACUGCCGCUGGGGAGGAAGGACGGCACCCUUGGCUCCCUGGGACACACACUGCCGCUGGGGGGUAAGGACUGCACCUUCAGCUCCCUGGGAUACACACUGCCGCUGGGGAGGAAGGACGACACCUUCAGCUCCCUGUAAUACACACUGCCGCUGGGGAGGAAGGACGACACCUUCGGCUCCCUGGGACACACACUGCCGCUGGGGAGGAAGGACGACACCUUCAGCUCCCUGGGAUACCCACUGCCGCUGGGGAGGAAGGACGGCACCUUUGGCUCCCUGUAACUCACAUGGCCGCUGGGGAGGAAGGACAACACCUUUGGCUCUCUGGAACUUACUCAGCAGCUGGGGUGUCUCCCCCCUGGCCGACUCUGCUAGGGCUUGCAGGUACUCUCCUAUUGUUUUCUUGGCGAUCCGCACUGUACUCUCCGCGGGGUUGGGUCCACAGAGCGACAGCACCGCAUUAACCUCUCUGUCAAACUGCUCUUGAGUGUAGCCAGGCGCCAUGCUUCCUCUGCUGAAGUUGGUUCCUUUGUAGAUAGGGUCGCUGUACGGGUACUAACGUUGCCCUCAAUUGUAAUCCAGGCACUGGUGUUGUCUUGUAGCUGUCCUUCUGGUUGUAGGAACGAUCCCGCCGCUGCCACCAAUUGUAACGGACCGUUUCUCUCACAAGGGGAUAAAAUCGGUUUAGGCGAUAAUCCCCUUUCCCAUAGACCAGCAGCUAUUGCAAUCACCAACUUCCCGAACUCCAAACUGUACGAAUCCCCAACUCACGAACAAGAAAUACACGAACUCUGGAAGCAGCCGAACAGGAAAAGCAAUACAAACGGCUUACACUCCUGGCAGUCAGCACACAAUCCAAUUCCCCCAAUAACGAGACGACACUUCGUUUUGAGGGUUAAGCAGAAUCUGAGGUCCUGGCACACCCAGCCUGGUUUUUAUUACAGUGUUUUCAAAUACAGGACCGCCCACAGGGAGGUAUAAAACAACCAAUAACAUCACAGUUACAUCCCACAUAUUCCCUCCCCUUAUCCUGAGAGGAAACUCAAUUAUACAUACAGUUAAAACAUACUCUCUACCCAACUUUCAUAACUCUAAAACCAUACAUCACAUUCACAUAAAAUUACAUAUGCACAAUCAAUCCAUUCAGGGGAACAACAUAUUCAAAAAUGGCACAAAUCAGGUAAGGGGUUCAAAAGUUAGUAAAAAGUCCUUUGUGACUAAAUGAAGCAUGGCUUUCUGGCCCAAACCUGUUUCAGAGUCUUCUAUCCUGGAGAUAAGUAAUUCAAUUAUCUCCCAGGACAGACACAAGACUCCAUUAAGCACAUGGUUGCAAAAGACACAAAACACUUUAAAAUACAUAAAGUCACAUUUUAUACAUAAAACACAGACAUUUCACAUAUCCCCAGAUAGCUCAGGUCUGAGCGCACAUUAUUAAGUGAAUGGCGCUCAGACCACACGAAUACAGUGUAAUCACCAUGGAGCCAAAGUCUUUACAGUCAGUUUCAUACAAAUGGGCUCCAUGGGAUUCCUAUCUGGGGUAUAACACAUUCAAACACAUCUACCGAACCCCAGGCAGAAAAGCACGAAUACAGCUUUUCUGCAGGCAAAAAUAAAGUCUUUUAAAAGGGGGCCAUAGUCAGAUGGCAGGAGGCUGGCAACCAGGCUUCUCCAGUGCACAGUGGCGAGGUUGGUUUCGCCACAGGCGGGGAAGGGGUUAAUUUUAUUAAAGCAGGGUAAAGGGUGGGUGGGAUUGAAUUUUUUUUUUUUCUUUUUUUACACAAGAUGAAGAGGAUCACUGCUGAUUCGUCUCUCUGCACUUCACACUGACCGUGAAAGAGCAGGGAUGCGGAUCGUGAGUCCCUGCAGCACAUGUGCUCGCGCUGACAGCCUGUCAGAGCGAUCACUGCUGCAGGGGCAGCUCGAUCGUGUGAUCCCGGUCUGCCUCAAAUACAGAGGCAGACCAGGUGAGCGUUAACCCCGCCAUUGUGGCGAUCUGGCGUUAACUUUAGUAAUUUUCUGCCACGGGUCUUUAACGCAAGGACAAGCUUGAUGGAAAAUUUCCAUCUUUGGUCGGGAAGGGGUUAAAACACAACUAUAUACAAGCACCCCUUCAAACACCAACACUGUACAUUACACUAUAGCGCCAGUAAAUGCUUCAGCUCUCUACAGAUAUACAACCUAGAAAUUUUGACUUGGGGUGCCUUGGAAAAAUACAGGAAUAUUUAAGGGUGCCUUGAACCUAAAAAGUUUGGGAACCACUGGAGUAGACGGUGUUAUCAGCACUAUAAGUAGGUGGAGAUUCAUUAUGUGGGCUAGACAUAGUGGAUAAUAAGAUAAUAACAGAUACCGACUGGGGAAGCCCCCACCACAGGGCGAAACACGUAUCGGACCUACUAGCCAUCGGGUUGUGCCAAUAUUGGACAUAUUUGGACUUUUACCAAUUAAGUAUUUUACGUUAUUGCACACUGUGCAUUUUGUUUUACUUUCUUUCACUAAAUAAAGCCUUUUUUAUUAGAGAUCUCUCAUAUCAUCAUUAUUCAAUAAUUUUUAAAGGCUACACAAGGACCAGCUAAAAGAAGGAUGGGGACAUCCUAUUAAGGGUCCCUCUGCAUUACCCUAAGAUUUGGCUCCAUGCUUGUGAGUACCUGCAACCUAAAAGACCUUUACACUAUUCAUAUUGGCAAUAUUGCACUAUGUUAAUUUAGUUUUUCCUUAUAGAAUCACCAGAUGUGUGUUCCACCUACUGUAUGUAUUUUUUAUAAUUCUUUAGAGUGGUAUAAGGGGUUCCCACUCAGGUGGUUUGUAGCAAUUAGGCAUGUGUCAGGUGUAUCACGCAUUUAUCAUAGCAUGUGACUUAUUUUCUACAAAGCCUGUUCCUUAUUUUUAUUGCACAUAAUAUUUUACAAAUUACAUUUAAAAUUCACUUCUGAUUCACAAAACGUCACACUUUGGUGAAUAAACCUGUAGGUCAAGCAUACUAGUAAAUCUGUCUUCUUGCAUUUAUUUGAAAAAAAAGCACAUAAGUGUGUGUGUGUGUGUGUGUGUGUGUGUAUGUAUAUAUGUGUGUGUGUAUAUAUAAUAUACACACAUGUGCAUUAUAUCUGUAAUAUCCGUGAGUUCUACACUGAUUUAAAAUGGGAAAUCAAUGUGGCCUGGGCGGCCGGGCCCGUGACAACUGUUAUGGUUGUCAUCCCCUGAUGGCGGCCCUGAGGCACCCAUAGUGGAUGGGUGAGGUGCUCAGCCCAAUAGUAAUCUGAUCUGGAUUCUAAAUCUAAAUAGAAAAAAAAGUGAAAUUAGGGCAAACCAAGAACAAGCAUUGGGGUUCCCCAUUUACCGUGUCUUCGGGGGGGGGGGAGACCAAGCCAGCGUUGAGAGACCUUGUCGCUGGAAUACGAUAAGUGAAAGAGGGGUUUUAACAAUUUCAUGACUGGGGGAAGGCAGGAGGACAUUAUAGUGUUAGGUGUACAGUUUUGUAAUAGUUUUUAGUUCACCAAUUUUAAUGCAAAUAAAAUUGGAACUGUGCCUAUUUUUCAACAUGAUUACACCUUUUAAGGUGUGGUUUUAUUUCUGUAUCAACGUUUUUAUCAUAGCAUGUGACUUAUUUUCUACAAAGCUUGUUCCUUAUUUUCUGAUUUUACAUAAUAUUUAACAACUACGGCACUGAAUUUAUAUUUAAAAUUCACUUCAGAUCACAAAACUUCACACUUUGAAUAAACCUGUAGGUGAAGCAUAAUGGUUAAUUUGUCUUCUUGCAUUUAUUUGAAAAAAAGCACAUCAGCAGUAUGCCUAUGCAUUAUUAAUCUGUGGUCAGCAAAUUAUUUUGAAGCCUAUAUAUGGGAAGGCAGUAAAGCUUCGAGUUGUGAGAGGGGCUUGCUGGGUAACAUAUACUCGUCUUGGUGUGAGUAUAGCGUGGGACUCUGUCACUUUUUUCAGCCUGGUGCAUCUGUGAGUAAGAAAGCUGGAACACUGCAGUGAUUCUUUCCAUAGAUCCGUAAUUUUCUGGAGAAUUGGACAAGGGGAGGUUUCACCACUGUACGAAUUCAGUAAUACAUUUAGCAAUCCAGAUUUGCUGUCAAGUGGGCAAGGGAGCAGGGAAGAAGUAUCAGUCCAGUUGUCGUGACAAACAUAUCAUUGGUUACAAAAACAAAACGAAAUUACUUGCACACUAAUCCCUAAUCCUUAUGCACAUUUAAAGGAACACUAUAGGGUCAGGAGCACAACCAUGUAUUCCUGACCCUAUAGUGUUAAAACCACCAUCUAGCACCCCGGCCCUUCUUGCUACCCUAAAUAUAGUAAAAUCUUACCUGUAUUAAAGUCUGCCCCUGAACUGCCUCUGUCUGCUGACAUCAUCAGAAGUGGUGGUCUGAGCUAAUCACAGUGCUUCCCCAUAGAAUUGGCUGAGGCUGUCAAGAGGCAGAUCAACGGCAGAGCCAGCACACGUCGAAUACAGCACUGCCCAUUUAGCAUCUCCUCCUAGAGAUGCACUGAAUCAAUGCAUCUCUAUGAGGAAAGUUCAGUGUCUGCAUGCAGAGGAUGGAGACACUGAAUGGCAAUGCUGCACACAAGGCAGGACUGCCCCAGGAAGCACCUCGAGCAGCCAUCUGAGGAGUGGCCAGUGGAGUUAUCACUAGGCUGUAAUGUAAACAUUGCAUUUUCUCUGAAAAGACCGUGUUUACAGCAAAAAAGCCUGAAUGGAAAUAUUCUACUCACCAGAACAAAUACAAAUACUGGAAGUUGUUUAGUGUCACUCCAAUAGCCAUUCAAGUGCAAGCUCACCUGCCACGUCAAGGCAAAACCUCUUAUGCUAACAAUUCACUAUAGUCACCAAAACAACUACAACUUAAUGUAUUUGUUCCGCUGAGUACAGUCAGUCCCUGUAGCCUUUUUGCAAUAAACACUGUCUUUUCAGAGAAAAUGCAGUGUUUACAUUUACAGCCUAGUGAUAACUUCACUGGCCACUCCUCAGAUGGCUGUUAGAGGUACUACUUGGGGCAGUGCUGCACAUUGUGUCCACCCUCUAUAAGGAGAUGCCAAUUGGCCAGAGCAGUGUCUGGCCUCGCCCCUGGCACACCCCCUUGGCAAUAUCAGUCAAUCCAAUGUUUUCCUAUGAGAAAGCAUUGUGAUUGGCUGAGAUCAUCACUUUUGAUGAUGUCUGCCAAGGAGACAGAGCCAGCAGACUGGAAUAAAGGUAAGACUAAAUUUAGGUGGGAAAGUGUGGGUCAGGGGGACUAGAUAGUGUUUUCUAACACUAUAGGGUCAGGAAUUCAUGUUUGUGUUCCUGACCCUGUAGUGUUCAUUUAAGUUGUCCUAUGGAACAGUAUUUUUGGGUUAUCUUUGAUGCCUGGGCAGUUUGAAAGGGAGAUCACUGGGCAACAUAACAACAAUCUAAGCACUGAGACCACUUCAUCUGAAUCCCUGAACUUGACCACUGAUCAGUAAGGACACUUUUAUAGCGGUUUUUGUCCUUUUGUAACAUAUGUUUUCACUUCCUCAUUUUCUCUUCAUUUGUUAACCCACACAUGGCCCUCCACGUUUUUGUUUCCUUACUUUUGCACAUUGUCCUAAGUUCAGCACUUUUUGUUGCUUUGUAUUUAGAACUGCCAGAUUCAAAUUUAAGGUUAAAAUAGCCAAACUAGAAAAUAAUCUCUAAGCCAGCUAUGUAUUCAGUUCGGCUGUUGUUGCCUUAUAUUUGAAUUUUAUUUUGAAUUUUCACUUUAGUAAAUAGUCCUGUGCAUUUAAUCUGCGUCUAUCUGCAUGUGUAUAUAUAUAUUUUAUUAUUACAGAAUCUAUAUGCCUAAAGCAUAUUUAAAAUGAACCAGUCAUCCAUUGUAGACAUUUGACUAAAUCUCCGCCAAAUACAUUGAAUACAACAUAUAUCAUGCAAGAGAUGCAUUAAAUAUUUAGUUUAAAAUAUAGAGAUAUACCUGUCAGAAUUCGGUGGCGCUUUUGCUACCAGCAUUUUAUUUGCAUGCAUGCUGGCUUCCUAGCGUACUUACGUCAGUCACUCCAUUCCCAUACUCCCUAGCCAGCGCUAGCACAGGUGACUAGGGAGCUAUCAAAGCAACUACAUCACAUGCGUUGUGGUGUCAGUGUGUGGAAAGCAGAAGGUCUAUUCUGCUCUUUCUAUCGGCCAAUUGUUUGACAUAGUCUAUAUUGAGGAAUUGAGGGACAGAUGUUAGAAAUUAUAUAGUUUUCUCCCAAACGAUAGAUUCCCUAGCAAAACUGUUAACACAAUGUAUUGAUGGCAGUUUUAGCCUCUUUAAAAAGAGCUUACGGUAGGUUGUACAUGACAUGACACGUAGGUAACCUUUUAAACAUAAAACUGUGCAAUUAUAUUUUAAGGUACUUAUGAAACAAGACAUAUGUUCUUCAUCUCGUUCCCCUAAAACUGAAAUUUCCAUUUUAAUGCAGUAACUUUUAAUGCUCAUGGUACAACAUUAAGUAACACAUUUCUUUUAUAAUAAAGCUGCUAGCUUUGGUACCAGUAACUUGUUUUCUCAGAGUUUAGUACAAAUGGGCCCAAUAAAUCUUCUCUUGCAAAAUGAAUGCCAUUUUAAAUAAAUCUCUAAAGAUUUCUAACUGCAUCCUGUAACCGGAGCUGAAUGAUGUUUUUUGACCCCCAAGUAGAAGGAAUCCCCCACAAAGCUAACAUGUGUUGUUUAAACAGGUCAGUCAUGUUUUUAAUAUUUCUUGAGGAGGUUUAUUCACUAAACUGUUCAUUAUUUACUAGUAAAUUAAAGCAUAAACAGGAAAAAGCUUAUGCUUUUUUAAACCGGUGCUUGUUUGGAGACUUGCCCACGACAGAAUGGGAUGUUGGGCCCCAUCCUCCCUCCAUGCCGCCUGCUAGGCCGCACUGGAACUCUGCUUCUGGAACGGCUUAGUAGACCGCUGGAUGUGCCUCCAGAAGGUCAAUCGGUUUGUGUAGCCAAGAUUAUGUAGCACGUUGCACAAUUGCCGCUCUAUCAACCAAAAAAAUUAGUUUUGCUCAGUGUGACCUCGAGAGACACAUCCAGUCGCCAUGAUAGUCAGGCCCCGCCCCCCACUGGCACUGUACUUUAAUCAUGCAGAGUGAACCGCAUUUACAUGCAUGACCGAAUUUACUUGUCAGGUGCCUGUAGGCCCAAAAUUCUAAGACGACCCCCGAUACCCAACCCCAAAGUAAGUUUAAUUUAUUAACAUUAUUGAAUGUUUACAUUGUGGCAUAACUAGAAAUAGUUAUCAGACUAAUUUACACAUUGCAUGGCUGAUGGAAUAAGUUGAGUUGAGAACUACAUAAAUCUAAGUCCUCACAGAGUCUUCUGUUUUUAGGUUUCGCUACUAUCAAAAUGUCUGUACCUCAAGUUAUUCCUUUGUGUGGUGGAACUGGACUCGAUGGGAGAAGGAGAUCGACUGGAUGGCCCUCAAUGGCAUCAACAUGCCCCUUGCAUUUACUGGUCAAGAGGCAAUUUGGCAACGGGUAAGCAAAUAAAUAUUUUUCUUCCGGUUAUAACAAGACAUCCACAUUUCAUUAGUUCUUCUCACUGAGCAUUACUUAAUCCUUUGUUUAUCAUUAAUCUUUUUUUUUUUUUUAAAUUCAUGUACAAUUUAAAAAUGUAUUUACGCAUUUGAUCAGUCUUCUACUAAACUAGAUCUGGUGUUGCUUAACCCCUUAAGGACCAAACUUCUGUAAUAAAAGGGAAUCAUGACAUGUCACACAUGUCAUGUGUCCUUAAGGGGUUAAGGGAUACUAUAGACAUCAAAACAUCUUUAGCUUAUUAAAUCGUUUGUUGUGUAUAGAUCACGCUGCUGCACUCUCACUUCUCAAUUCUCUGCAAUUUAGGAGUUUCAUCACUGCACACCAAAACUGCUUCAUUAAGCUAAAGUUGUUUUGGUGCCUGUAGUGUCUGUUUAGGUGGAAUGGCGCGCACACACAAUGUAUGUGUCUUAUUAGUUUGUUCAGUUUUCCAUGCUGAACAAGAUUUGCUAUUGCUUCUGUGAAAUUGAACAUUUACCUUAAGGUAUGCAUUAUCUUUCAUGAAACCAGUUUUUGUUUUUUCAGGAUGUGAAAAUCUUUAUUAGUUCAGUUUUACAUUGUGAACAAGAUUUGCUAUGGCUUCGGUGGAAUCACACAGGCAUUCUUAAGAUAUAAGCCAUCUUCCAUCAAAACCGCUUUUUUUUUUUUUUUUUACCACAAAACAAGUGGCCUAUUUCGCCUGCAAUUUAAAAAUCUUUUUGUUCGAUUGUGAUAGGGAGAAAUAAGAGUAAAAGGUGUCAGAUAAGGAUAUUGCUGAUUUGGUACUACCUAACCAUCUCCUUACACAUUUCCUAAAACAACUUAAAGAAACACUUCAAGCACUAUAGCUUGUUGUAGUAGUUAUUGUGGCAAGAGGGCCCUACUACCCCAACUCCUCCCCCUUACCGGUGAUCUGCAGGGUGCGGUUCCCUACCUCCACUACUGCUCAGGAAAUUUAAUUGCCUCUUCUGAGCUAAAAACGGCAACGCACUGCUAGCUUAUUGGCUGAGAGCAUAAGUUGGGCCAAUGAGCACCCUGACCACUAGGCUUGGUUCGGUAAAGAGAGUUUCUGGAACUCACUGAGCAGUAGUGGAGGUGGCAAACGAUGCCUGGCUGUCCCCAGGUAACACUAGCAAACAUUCUAAAACGGUUUGACUCCUGGCACCAUAAACAGCAUGCUGUAGUGGUUAUGGGGCUUGGUGUCUAACUUUAAUAUGUAAUUUAUGAUCAAUUACAAAUCUUCAUUGCUUUAGAAGCUGUUGCACAUUUAGAUGAUAUGAUCAUAAAGGUUUAUGGUUUACAGGUUUGCAAUGGUAAAAACCAUUGCAAAACAGGAGUGAUCUGAUGGCAAUCUGGAUCUGCAACAAAAUUAGAAAAUACGAGACACCCUAAAUAAACUCUUACCUCAUGACACACCUAGCUUUCAUUCCCGAUUUGUGUUAUUAAAUACAAUCGUACUUUACCGAAUAUUACAGCAAAUAUUGCUGUAAAGCAAAUUACAGGCAUAUUUAAUUGUAUACCUUUUUCUUUGUUGUAUUAAAGGGACACUAUAGUCACCUGAGCAACUUUAACUUAAUGAAGCAGUAUUGGUAUAUUUAUCAUAUCCCUGCAUUCUCACUGCUCAAUCCUCUGCCAUUUAGGAGUUAAAUCCCUUUGUUUAUUAACCCUAGUCACACCUCCCUGCAUGUGACUUGCACAGCCUUCCAUAAACACUUCCUGUAAAGAGAGCCCUAUUUAGGCUUUCUUUAUUGCAAGUUCUGUUUAAUUAAGAUUUUAUUAUCCCCUGCUAUGUUAAUAGUUUGCUAGACCCUGCAAGAACCUCCUGUAUGUGAUUAAAGUUCAAUUUAGAGAUUGAGAUACAAAUAUUUAAGGUAAAUUACAUCUGUUUGAAAGUGAAACCAGUUUUUUUUUCAUGCAGGCUCUGUCAAUCAUAGCCAGGGUAGGUGUGGCUAGGGCUGCAUAAACAGACAAAGUGAUUUAACUCCUAAAUGGCAGAGAAUUGAGCAAUGAAAUUGCAGAGGAAUGAUCUAUACACUAAAACUGCUUUAUUUAGCUAAAGUAAUUUAGGUGACUGUAGUGUUCCUUUAAAUACUACACUAUAAGUUUUUUUUUCUCUUUUUCAGUUUUACUUCCUUUUAUACUGUUGCCAUAUAACGAAGUAUCCAGAUAUCUGUUGUUGGGAACGCUUGUAUUUCAGAUACCCGUUCAGUUUUAGUUCCUCCCGAACAGCUAAAGGCUGAGUGAUUAUAGCUCGCAGUUCGGUUGUUGAUUCGAAGAAGAAAAUGCAGUAUCCAAGUAAAUUCUCCAAGCAAUCAGACGUAUACCCAAACAUCAGCCUAAACUACAUGAAUGAUACAACAGGAAGGCAUUUAUUACAAAAGUCAUAUCCCCUGAUAGCCCCGAUCUGGGGGACAAACCUAUCCAAAAAUCACCUAGAUUGGUUCAGGUGUUCGGGAUUUCCAUGAAAGUCAUAAUUUGACCGACUGCACACAUGGCUCCUGCCCAAAAGAGUUCCAGAGAAUCAGGGCUUGUGGUCAGUCUAGUUUGGCUGUUUAAAAACCGAACAAACUACCGAUCAUAGUCAGUCGUCUUACCCUGGAGCUUGUUCCCCUCAUCCAGACGAACACUUCCACCGAACCGUGUCCUUCUAAGUUGUGUUGAACCGAACGCAGGCGAUGAUGGCAGUCUAGCGGUGUUCGGGAGUAACUAUGUCCAAUUUUUUGUUCCAGGAACUCGACGACCAAACACCGCUGUCUGCUUUCAUGCGAACAGCGGCCACCCAGACAAACAAUUAGAACACUGCGGUUAGAAUCGUUACCAAGUGUUAAUAGGGUUUAACAAGCUCCCAGGUGGUCUCUGGUUCGUGCAGCUUUUCGGUUGCCGAGCAACAUAAUCCCAAUUGCACGAACAGAGCCUUUUUAAAGUAUAUUAGCCAAGGUCUAUUGCAGGGGCCAUAGUCCUGAGGCAAGAGGCUGGCCAGCAGGCCCCUCCAAGAACCAGUGGCGAGGUUCAGUUCGUCACAUAUGUCAUCGAACACAUCUACUCCAGGUAACAAACAAACCUAUAUAUACCUUGCACAUUAAGGUUGUGUUGUGUGGUGGCACAAUUUAAUACCACUUUGUUUGCGCCUAAUAAUUUAUAUACCAUUUUCUGCACGUUUAGUAAUGUUUUUACUACUACUGAGCAUAGGUUGGUGCAAAUCGAGGCUUGAUUGACAUUAUUCAUUGUACAUACACUGCUGUGUGUGAGCUAACGAUCAACCUGGAUCUCCCACAUUGUUUGUAUGUAUUAUAUGAACUCUCUAAGGGUGUGUGUUGAUUGUAUUAGAAAAAGGAGGUGAGUGAAAGGGUGUAUGUCUUACACAACAUUUUGAUGUGCAUAUUUUUUUUUUUAAAACCAUUAUUUUAUUCUUUUAUAUAUAUAAUUUUUUAUUCAUUCUCAUUUGUACAAACAUUUACUAAAGUACAUAAAACUUUAAGCCAAAUUAUCUGUUGACAUAAUUUUGAUGCGAACAGAUGUUUUAUUUCAUUUUUUUAAACUUUUUUUUCUGUCAGUGUAGCAGACUAGCUUUAGGAUUGUAAUCUUCUCCACUGUUAUCCUACUUUUACAGCCUAAUGUAACACAUUUAAUUUAAAGGAUCAUCAUAGGAUCAGGAACACAAACCUAUAGCGUUAAAACCACCAUCUAGCCCUCAUGCCCCCUUUGCCACCCUAAAUAUAGUAAAAUCUUACUUGUUUUCAAGGCUGCAGCUGUUGCCUCUGUCCUUGCUCUGACAUCAUCAGAAGUGGUGGUCUGAUCCAAUCACAAUGCUUCCCAAUGCUUGGCUGAGACUGUCAGUGAGGCAAAUCACGAGCAGAGCCAGCACAAGCCAAACACAGCCCUGGCCAAACAGCAUCUCCUUAUAGAGAUGCAUUUAAUUAAUGCAUCUCUAUGAAGAAAGUUGUCUCUAUGCAGAGGGUGGAGACACUGAAUGGCAGUGCUGCACAGUAAGCAGCACUGCCCCAGGAAGUACUUCUAACAGCUAUCGGAGGAGUAGCCAGUGGAGAUAUCCGUAGGCUGUAAUGUAAACAGUGCAUUUUCUCAGAAAAGACUGUGAUUACUGCAAAACGCCUGAAGGGAAUGAUCAUACUCACCAGAACAAAUACAAUCAGCUGCAUUUGUUCUGAUUUACAAGAGUGAUUAUUAAUAAAAAGAGAGUUGUGUAAGGUAGACAGAUUUCUUUUUCUUUGACUUUGCAUUUCUGUAAAAUAAAUGUUCUCUGGAUAAAUAUAUAUGAUCUCCCUCUAGUGGCCUGUUUAUUAAAGCUACAUUGUAAGGUUAACCCAAAGAUAGAUUUACCUGCAGCUAAUGUGACCAUGAUACCUAUUAUCACCCAAAAAAUAGGGGAGGGAUAUUGUUAAUAAAAAAAUAGUGUGAGGUGCACACGUCCCCUGGUUGAGUGUACGCUGCGUGGUGUAUGAUGGUCUCUCAGCAGUGGCCUAUGGUGUCAUAAUUUUUCCCUUCAACCAACGAUGCUGAUGCCAGUGGCGGUGGCUCAGCGAUCUGGAAGUUAUUCAAGACUCGUGGCAGCAGCUCUUCGUUGGAAGAUGCAUCUUAUCAGGGUGAAUUUAUAUUGACACAACUCCUUGCCUUUUUGUGUUUAAAGGAUGUAUGUUCACUUGACAAUGGGGACAGUGGAGAUUUAAUCCUCUAUCUGACAUAGACACCUGCAAAGCAAUUACAAGAGAUACAGAUCUCUGCAACAACUUGGAAGACUUCUCUGGGUCACACGUAAAGCUUUUAUGAGAGGGACCUUCAUAGAAGCAACCUUCAAGAAAACCCUAUGGGGUUAAUAUGACCAUCAAAGUUAGUAAAUAUGCCACCACUUACCAUGUUGCUGGCUGCUUACUGUAAUAACACACUAGUGACUGGGAAACUAUUCCAGCCCAGUCUGUGAUAAAACAUUAGUGGGACCUGGCACUUGAGUCUAUGCUCUCUCUUCUCAUGUACAGGAGAUCCUGUGUAUAGCCUGAUGGGGCAGGUUCAUGUGCUGGUCAGGCUCCCAUUAGACUAAAUACAGUGAUCCCAGAGUUCUGGAACCUAUGUUCUGUCCAGCAAACAAAAAACAGACAGUUAACAGACAGGUUAUGUACCCCCUCAGGCACUACCAUGUAGGUAGGUGCUUACUCUGCCUAAAGGGUAAAUCUGGCCCUGCAUUCAAUUUGGGUCAAACCAGUUUUACUUACUGAUACCUAAAGAGUCUUGGAUAAUGUGUUACCAUCCUUGGGUGUUAAUAUUGGUUUUGGGCUGGUUAUCCCAGAACUCACAGCUUAUCACUGCCUUUGAGGCUUGGAGUGCUUUGAUCAGAUAAUCUUUUGGAUCAUCAUAACUUUAGCAGAGCAGUAAUAUUUCCGGGCUAACUGCCUGAAAACAGUUUGCCACAAACUAUCGGACAGUGUCAAACACUCUCUCUGGACGAUGACUUGUUAUAGUGCUUUAAGUAUCCCUUUAUAAUAUGUUAUACAUUAUUGCUUUUAUGUAUGAAACACGAUUAUUAUAUUCCUUUAUUUCAGGUGUAUUUGACUUUGGGUCUGACCCAGUCAGAAAUUGAUGACUUCUUCACUGGACCAGCUUUUCUGGCUUGGGGACGAAUGGGAAAUAUUCACACUUGGGCAGGACCUCUAUCUUCUUCCUGGAUGAGCAACCAGUUGUCCUUGCAGGUAAAAUGAAUCCAUGCAAUCCCUUCUCAACUGAAACAUUACACAUAAAUACAAUCUUAGAAUGUUAAGACCUUUGUGUUUUGUGUUCUGCUGAACGCACUCUACCAGGGCCGCACUGGGAAGAAAAAUUCGGCCCGGGCAUUUUUCAAUCACUGCGGCCCCCUAAGAAAGGGGUGGGGCCAGAGAGGGUAUGUUUUGUCAUCACUAAUGACAAGCACGCCCCCUCUUAAAGUGAACAUGUUGAUUCAAUGCGCAGAGCCCUGCUGAAGAGCUUUAGCAUGAGAAAAAGGCCCUGUAUUUGUUCUGCGCAGCAGAUCUAAUAACAUGCUUGCACUGUGUUAGCUCGUAACUUGUCUCUGGUGUCUCCAUUAGUGGGAUACCAGAGGACAAAAGGGCCAGGAAAGCAUAUCAUGCAUGUGUUUGGAGCCUGCUUGUGGGAUUGUGUGUGUGUAGAGUGAGCUGAUUGUGGUGUGGUAUUGUGUAAAUAGAUCAAUUUCAUUCAUGUUUGUGGUGUAAUAUGUGUGGCUAGGGGCUGGAGAGAGUGUGUGUAUAGGGGGCAUAGUGUUAUAGGGGAUGUAGCGAGUGUGUGCAUACGGGCUGUAGUGUGUGUGUGUGUGUAGGGAUUGUAGAAUGUGUGUGUGUGUGUAGGGAUUGUAGUAUGUGGUUUUUUUUCUUACAAAGAAUGUAGUGUGUGUGUGUUCUAGUGUAUAAAGGAGAGAGAGCGAGAGUGUGUCCAGAGUUGGUUAAGGGAUCUAGCGUGUAUAUUGAGCUUGAGGGGUGCUGUAGUAUAUGUUUGGAAGUAUUGUCUGUGUGAGGGGCACAGUGUGUUGGGUGAAUAUGUUUGGAGGGGAGGGGGGACGGGACAUAUUUAAAUGUUUUUGUUUGUUUUUUAAUUAAAAACUUUAUAUCCCCUGUGCCACAGUCCCUGGAGGCCCUAGUGGUGAGUGAACACUAGCCUGAUGGGCUAGAGUUCACUCUCGCGAGAUCUGAGCAUUGCCGUGGUAACCGCGUCAACGCUCCGACCUUGAGAGAGGAACCCGGCAGAGCUGCAAGUAAGAGCUCCCCUGAGUCCUCCUCUCCCUCCCUCCCCAGCCAUCGGCCGCUUGACUGUGCCUGUGGGCUGGUGAGGGAGAUCUUUGAUCUCGCCACCGGCCCAUGAAGGCACACAGCAGGGAUAGCGCUUGGAUGGUGCCGGCUCUGCAUGGACCAACAGGGGAGAACACGUGAUCUCCCCUGCCGGCCUCUGCCCAUGGCCAUCGCGGCCCACCGGGCAUUUGCCCGAUGACCAGUCCGUACCUGCACUCUACGUUAUGAGUUUUAUUAAUGAGUUCAUUAUUAAAUGCUGUUUCUUCUUCACCAUCCUCUAUGCUGUGUGAUAAAGAAGGUAAUCUGACUUUCUUAAAUGGUGUUUGGGUGCAAAAGUUUCAUAGCACUUAAAGGGACAUGCUCGCUGCCCAACUGCAAAAUGUAAUUUAAUUGGGGAUAUAUUUAAAAACAAAUUGCAAAACCUGCAGUUCUCUUGUCUACACAGACUUUCUGUGGCUGUUCAUUUACAAACUUCCCAAUGCAGCUCAAUGAGAUGUCUUUGCAAGGCAGGUGCUCUGGGCAAUCGCUGUCUCUUCAGUUUAACUCCAUUUGAGAUAAACAACUAGAAAUAAAAAGGACCGGUUGUCUGAUUGUCAGCCAGGGGUGUAACAAUGUUAAAGGGGCACUCCCUUCCUUUCUUCCACGCCAAGGCAGGCAGGUUCUCUGGACAAUUCAAAUAACAAACAAAUCAGGAAGUAGCAGGACAGGUUGCUUGCUUAAAACAAGGGGGUGUAACAAGGUUAAUUUAGAGAAGUCCCAAUUUAUAUUGAAAUCUGCACUUUGAGGACACCCUCAAACAUAAAGCACUUCAGCAAGUUAAAGUGCCUUAGGAGUCUGGAGUGUACCUUUAACCUCAUCAGUAGCUAUCACUAUGCCACAGCUUAAAGGACAACUAAAGUCACCUAGACCACUUCAUUGCAAUGCAGUGGCCCUUUAGUUUUAACUUUGCAAUGUAAACAAUUGCAGUUUUGUAGAAUUAUAAUUCUUAAAAAAAAUAAAAAGACAGUGGGCACAACUAGUCUUCCACCCCAAUAUAUUUGUUCAUUAAAUGCCCAAGCAUGCAUGUGCACACCUGCGGUAUCAUGGGACAUAAAUUUGCCCAAAAGAUGUGCAGCAGAGUUCCUGGCCCCCUCUCAUCCAGCUCCCUGUCAGGCUGGGCCAAUGUCAAUAACAUGGCCUCGUUACCAAUAAUUACAGGAUCAAGGGGUGCAUUGUUUAACUCACUCAUGUGGUCCCCAACGUUGUAGUGCCCCUCCAUUUGUAUGCUACUGUUGGUGAGAAGUAAUUUUUCCUUUUUUCUGUGAGGAUCUAAAAAUAAUAUUUUUAUAAAAAUUAGCAAAAGUGUAUUUAAUAAUUUUAUUAUAUCAGAAAUUAAUAUAUAUUGGCACUGUUCCCCUUGAAUAAUUUAAUUUAAAGCUAUGAGCUACCCACUAUUUUUAACUCUUAUAGACCCUGGAGUAUGUUUUUAUUAGAGGUUUUGUAUUUCACACAUUAAUCACAAACUAAUUAUACAAAUAUAAUUUGUGACAAUUUAUGUAACAUGCGUGUUACAGUGAAUAUUUAGAUAUAACAUAAGUAUACAAUAUGGCCGUUUAACACAGUUCCGAUAGAAAUAGCAACAUUUAAAGUUGCAAUACGCCACUUAAGAAACUUAAACCAACAUUUAAGAAAAUGCUUUAGAGGAAGUAAGUAGGUUGUUGUUGUUGUUGUUUUUUUUUUUUUGGAUUCAUUUAAAUUAAAGAGGCUCGCAAAUAUAUCAUUUAUUUUGUUUCAUUUAAUCUCAGCACAAGAUUCUAGACAGAAUGAGGUCCCUAGGAAUGAUCGCAGUAUUACCAGCAUUUGCUGGUCAUGUGCCACAGGGUAUUGUAAGGUAAGGAAAUAACUGUGAAUUUUACCUUACCUCAUUCAUUUUAUUGUAUUGUUUAUUAUAUUAAUUGAAGUGUAUUUACAAAAAACAAACAAAAAUUAAAUGUUAUAUUAACACUUUUGAUGCCUGGCCUAUGGUCUAUCCCUUUUACAGGGCACAUUAAAUGUAAAUUAAACUCUUUGGUCAAUUCGAUGCAAUAUUAUUCGACAGAAAUUGGCUCUUAAAAAAACCUUGCAAUUUAAUAGUAAGUCCUAUCUGAUGGAUUAUUAUUAUUAUUACUGCCAUUUAUAUAGCGCCAACAGAUUCCGUAGCGCUUUACACUAUUAUGAGAGGGGGGAUUUAACUAUAAAUAGGACAAUUACAAGAAAACUUACAGGAACCAUGGGUUGAAGAGGACCAUGCUCAAAUGAGCUUACAGUCUAUAGGAGGUGGGGUAUAAAACACAUUAGGACAGGAAAUAAUCCAAUAAGGUGGGAGUGAAGCAGAGCUGGAGGAGAGCGUAAAGUGCUGCACUUUAGGAGAGAGCAAGAGACAGGUAUGUGAGGUAGAGUUUACUCUGGGAGGCCAUAAGCUUUCCUAAAGAGAGAGGUUUUAAGGCACUUCUUAAAUGAUUGAAGACUAGGGGAGAGUCUGAUGGUGGUAGGCAGGCUGCAAGGGAGCCGCGUGUGAGUUGGCCAUAUGGGUGUGAGCAGCAGACAGGAGGUGGUCACGGGCAGAGUGGAGAGAUCGAGAGGGGGGAUAUCUAUGGAUCUGUGAAGAGAUAAGAGGGGCUAGAAUUGUUCAGUACUUUAUAGGUAUGAGUUAUCACUUUGAAUUGACUCCUAUAGGAUACAGAAAGCCAGUGGAUGAGUUGUGUACCGCACUCUGUGUCCACAGCAAGGGAGAUCACAUGUGACGUCACCAGCUAUUCAUGUAUGCGAUGAAGACCCUAAUCUGGUCUCACUAUCUGCCCCCCGCUGCCAGAUCAGAUGCUGAUAGCAGAGCUCUGUCUCUGUAUUUGAUGUGAAUGACAGGUUGAUCACAAAGCUACAUCAGUUUGAUUUUAUUUUCUUAGCACUGUGAAUAUGGUAGGUCUAGUGGGGAGCUCCCCCAAAGGUACACUAUUGCUCUUUGGGUUGAUAAAACUACUUUGGCAAUGUGUCUAUUUUCGACACUUUGGAUAUAAUAUAGCAGGAAAGUGGAACUGCGCUCAAUCCCAUUUGAAAUGUAGCCGGGUGCAACCAGACCAGUCCCAGUACCAGGAACCAAAUAUGAUUGAUGAGUAAAAAUAGAAGAGAAGUCCAACCAGUUUGCGAUCUCUUGUCACAGAGUGCAGAGAGUACCUUUUACACUACAUUGCUUCCUGCACACAUCACGUUCGGUUCAGUGCAUUUUAGAGAGCUUUAUGUACAUUGUGGUUAUGAAGGUGGUUUCCUAUAAGGAAGAUGUACCAGCCUAUUUUUAAAGCUACAAUAUCAUUACAUGUUUUCAGAAAGUCAUUUUAUUAAUUAUAUUAUCUGCAUUGUUCCGUAGAGUAUUCCCUAAAGUAAACUACACUAAACUUGGAGCAUGGAGCCGUUUCAAUUGUACAUAUUCCUGCAGCUAUGUUCUGGAUCCUGAAGAUCCAGUUUUCCAGAAUGUAGGAGGACUCUUCAUAAAGGAGAUGAUUCAGGAAUUUGGGACAGACCACAUCUACAAUGCAGACACCUUCAAUGAGAUGAAUCCCACCUCUUCUGACCCAGCCUACUUGUCGGCAAUCAGUAGUGCAAUAUUUAAAUCGAUGACAAACGGUAAGAGAAUUAUCGAGUGAACAGUAUUUACUGUAAAAAAGGCAAAAUAUUCAUUGUAAUAAUAUUCCCCCUUUUCCCAUCUCACUAUGAAAGUGGGCUUUGUUCAUUAGUGAAGCUUUGUUAUAGAUUUAAACUGUAUUUUAUUGAAGUUUCCAAUUCCAAAAAGCAUCUGCGUCAAGGUAUAAGGUACAAGAGUAGGUAUAUAACAUAUACAACAACAUAUAUCAAUGUAUAGGUAGGUAGCGAUAAAUGCAUAUCCAUGUGUGGUGAGGGCCAUGCAUGGCGCUCUCUGGGACUUUGCUCAAUAGUGUGCAUGUAAGAAUAUUUUGACAUCAAUCUCGGACAUCAUUAUCAGAUAACAUUUAGGAACUGUUAGGACGGCUAUAUGUCAUACGGUAGUGUGUAAAGACUGUGCCAAUGUCAACAGGACAAUCUGCAGGAGCUAUGAAUAUUUAUUCAGUAACUAGAUGGAGUCGGGAGGGUCAGUCAUCUGUUAUGAAUGUAUCAUGUCAGCUUUCCCCUCAGGGGCGUUACAGCCAUAGGAGGCCCAAAGAAGGAAUGUAGCGAAGUUGUGUAGCCUAGGAAUGUCUCUUUGAAAAUUGCGGAGCGAGUAAGCCCCUCUUCGGCCCUUGGUUGGUUUUAGACUGUUGUGUCCGAUUGGCUUCGGCCCUGGUGUCUCUCUUAUCUUCAUCUUGCAGGUUCAGCUGUAGGAGAAAUAGCUGUUGGUCGUCUGAAGAGGACAUGGUAAGUGUCUGGUUUCCCCGUGGUACCACCAGGGAUCCAUCCGCCCCCUUCCCCCCACCGGUAUCUAAACCCCGCCUCCCUUAGCCAUUUGGCUGUUGGUGCCAGCUGUCCCUGUAGUGGGCACAGUGCUACACUCCAUUUGCACUGUGCCCAGGUCUCUGGAGCGGGACAUGAUAGCGGUGUGGGUUGUCAUAUCCUUCGUGAUGGCUAUUGUGUCUCUGGGUGCUUCGCCAGGAGCUGUUGCAGCCUUGCAGAUUCUGAACAUGGAGAGUAUCAAACUGGGCUCAGCGCCCCCUUUAAUGCUCAUUAUAGAUAAUAGGCAAUGAAUGUAGGGUAGUAGGGUGCCCCUUCAGUGCUCUCUGGGAUCCCCCCGAGGCGGACAUUUUGACGUCUAUGCCGUGCUUCCAUUGUAGUGACAGUCCACAUGAACUUUUGGACUUGUAAGGUGAGAACUGUCAUCGAGUCCUGGGAGUAUUUGGUACUCCCUUGCGCUUUCUCUGGACUCCACUGCUGUGAGCCUCUGUUGGAGGUUCCCUACCUCUGAGUGUUCAGCAAGUCAGCCUUCCACACCUCCCUCAUUUCUGCCAAGAGGUCUCUGAUAUCUUGUUUAGUCGCUGGGGAUAAGUCCUCCUCCGAUUCGGAGUCUUGGUAUUGGGCCAUUAUUUCAUCAGGAGAUGGGGUGAGACUCUCCCUGAGUUCUCAGAGGCUUCUUCAUCGCUGGGUGCCUCGGGUGCCAUUUUGGCGGAAGCCGGCAGAGUAGGCCUCGCAAACGAGAGUCGAAUAUCCAACAUUCUGGGUGUCUCUGGCAGGCGGAUCUUUUUAUUUUUGCGCCCCAUUGAUGUCUCUGUGUGUAAGGUGUGCUUGUGGCCACCGUUGGUCGCUGAUUAUCAGGGUUUUUGCCUAUUUUUUUUCAGCCGCUGGUACGGCGCUCCUCAGAAACCCAUCUGUCUAGCUGAGCAGCUGGCCACGCCCUUUUGCUAUGGAUUUUGAGGUUUGCUUGUUUUCUUUGAGAUUAUCAAUAUACUUUUAUGAUAAUCCAAGACCCAGAGCUUAGUAAAAUGACAAAAAGGAGGACUGGGGUGGGUGUUAUGGAACUGUAACACCCAUAGGCCCCAUCUGCUUCUAAUGCAAUUAAAUAUAUUAAUUUUUUUAAUUAAUUAUAUAUUUGUUGGUUUAGUAACUGUUAAAUGCUUAGGUGAAGCUGUUAGGUGAUAGGUUUGAUUUAAAGGGACAUUUCGGUCACCAUUACUUGUGAUGGAUUUCUUAUCAAUUAUUUUGUGCUGUUUUUUUUUUUGUUUUGUUUUUUGCAUGCUCAAAUCUUUCUAGUUUUUACACACAAAUUGCUAUGCAUAUUGCUGCACCAUAAGCAUUUAGCCUCUUUAGUCACAUACCCUCAUUCCAGAGUGCUGCAAAUCAGCCUGCAUUCGAAGGAGAGAACACCCAGGCAAACACAUAGUAAGACUAUCACUACCUCUCUGCUCUUCUCUGACAGUCUGCAGAUUACGUUUUGAUUAAAAGUUUGACUAUAUAACAAGCAUAAAAAUAAAAACAGUAUCAGCGCUUAGUUAAUAUACCCCUAUCUUACAUAUAGGGGUCAACUGUUGAAAUAUAUCGGACAGAAGAGUUCUAAUUUCAGUCUUAAUAUGGGAGUUUUCAGAUGUCCGUGACGGUUUUUGAUAGUUGUAAUAAACUAUAUAAAUAAACUUUGUCCUUAUAUGUGUCCAACCUUCAAUAAAGAGGAUACUGACAUAGCGUAAUAAAGUUACAAUAUUUAUUUCCCGUACAAAAGACCCCCCAUAAGAAGAACUCUUACAAUGUUUUUGUUUUUGAAUUUGGAGUGUGUAUAGCAGUACCGGUUAUUUGGCGUUUCGUGAGGACCGACCCGAGUGCACAGGACUGAAUAUCAACGGAGCGGUAACCAUUUAUCCAUCAACCAAAACUCUGUAUCACCAGUGCUUUAUUGUGAACCUUAGAAAUAAGUUUCACCACUUGACAUUGUAAGAGUUCUUCCAAUUUAAUUGGACUACCACUUUAUAUGCAUAAGACUUUCUAUUCCUUCGAAACCAAGAUUGCCUCUGAUACCUACAUGAUGCUAAUGCAAGUGUUUCUGGGUGAAAGUCAGUGGCAAUAUCCUCCGCCAGAGCUCCAUGUUCUCCAUCUGUCUGCAGAUUAAGUGAUGCAGAUUAUCCUUUUUUUAAAGGUUAUUUUGCAACCUUAACUAAAUGACACAUGGUACAUUCUGUUAUGCCCCUUCUUCGAUUUGACAAAUAUGUCUUUAAAUGUCUGAGCUGGAUACUUGCCCUUCUAGUCGACCCAUAAAAACCAGCCCAGCUCAGUGCUGUGUGGAAUGCAACUGAGCGCUCCUUUGUCAUUUUGCGAACCCAAAUAUUUGUCUGGAUAUGAUUGACUAGGCCGGCACUAUGAACCAGAUAAAAGUCUGUGAUAUUAUGAUAGAAUGUUGUAGUCAAGGCAGCAUUACUGCAUUAGAAGACAGAACUCCAGAAGACACAGAACCAGGACCCUUGAGGCGAUCCCUUUGCCAGAGUGACAUGAGGAGAAGAUGUUGAGUGGACACAGACAUUCUUAAGAAUAUUUAACUUGUAAGUAUACUGGAGAUGAUCCAUAUAACACCAUGCAUGCUGAAGAAUGUAUUUUAACAUAUUAAUGCAUGACAUGGGGAACCAUAUCCCCAUCUAUGAUGUGCCAUUGUGUUCGUAUGAAGAUUCUCCACAUCAAAAUUAUUAAGGCUGAAAUUAAGUGUAUGUGUAAAGCAGUGUAUAAACGAUUUGCCAAUGUCCAAAAUUAUUAUUUAUACCCACAUGUUUUGCUUCCGUUCAUGUAAAUCUACUGUUACCCCAUAACAAGUCAUUACUCAUUUGUUUGUGUCCCAAGUAAAUGUAUUGUCUAGUCUAUCAAUUCUUGCACGUGUGAUUGUACAUGCCUGUAUGUAGAUACUUUAAAUGUUCCUGAUUUUUCCAGGGCCCUGGAAAAACUGUAUGGGGGGAGAGGGAGGAGGAAGAGGUAUAAGGGAGAGAAAUAGGAUGAAUGUAUGUUUAGCUAACCCUAAAUGUAACUCUAACUAUAAUUGUAAUGCUAUUAUUAACCCAAAAUGUAAUGCUAAGCCCUUAAUGUAACAGUAAGCCUAUAUGUAACGCUGUUAAAGUUAAUGUUAGCUUUUAAUGUAACGGUUAAGGCUAAAUGCUAUGCUGCUCUAUAACACUAAUGCAUAGGUAACGCUACAUGAAAAUAUACUGUAUAAAUAGUGUUCUUUAUAAAUGCAGUUAUAGUUCACACAAAAAUAAAUAAAUAAAUAAAAGUCCAAUAAACUAACACUUUGUUGCUUCUAACUUGCGCCGAGCUCCUACAUUCUAGAAAGAUUUAGUGCAUGUUACAUAAUCCGUCUCCUGCAUGGAAUCCUUGAGUUGGGCAAAGUCGACAUGUGGAAUAGGCGUUCACACACUUUGGCAUCGAUUUAAUAUCUUUUGUUUAAGCUUGUUAAGUGAUUUCAUAUUUUCAGCUUACAAAGAUUAUUUUCAGGAUAGUAAAAUAGCAAAAAUAGUAAAAAUAUAUCCUAUAUAAAAAAAUCAGUAUAUCAAAUAUUAAAAUAGUAAAACAUUUUUAAAAAUAUUAAAUCAUUUGAAAAGUGCUGUGCUUCAAAUGUGCAAAGUACAAUGAAUAUUUAUACUUCUAUCAAGCUCAGCUGUGCAAGCAAUUUUCAUACAGAUCUAAAUAUUUAAAAAGUGCUUUAUAGUGCAUAAUAUCUGAUAAUAAUGAAUACCUUAUUAAAGAUCUAUAGCUAGCACUCACAAUUUCCAGAGCCUCUUCAAAAUGGGUCUGGGUAUAACAGCUGAAUAUUCGAAGGAUGCAGAAUUUUUAUCUCCUUCCCAGACACAGAAAUCUGUAGUGAUUUGGAUACAAGGUGAAAACCCAAAAGGCCCCCACAGUGUGAUCUAGACACAAUUUGAAUUGGUUAUAUUCACAUAAAAACCUCUUGCAAUUGUUUUGUUAGAAUAAUUUAAAAAAAAAUAAUUCUUGUUUUUAUAGUCCUUGCAUCAAGGCUGGCUAACCCCUGCUCUCCCUCUAUGUGCGAUCCGUAGCGCUCUGGUUCACCAAGAAGUUCCAGGUCAGCAUACUCUUGACAUCACUGACGCGUUUCGCCCAACGAAUUUGGGCUUCCUCUAACAAAAAAACCCUGGUUCUCUCCCACUUUAUACAGGGUCCUCAUCUCUCUUUGGUGUUCAUUGAUUUGUCCAUUUCCCAAAGCUUAUUUAACUAAUGUUUGUGUUAGUGUCCAUUAAAAGCAAAUAAUAUCUCAAUAUAAGUAGGAUUUCUUUUAAAAUAAAACCCUUCAUAAUACAAUGAAGAAAAAUUAUAUUUCCUAAAUUUUUAAUACUUAAUUCACACAUUUGUUAUUAUGAUCACUUAUAUAUACUUGUAAUAAGGAAGGAAAAAAACUUAGUAUCAUAAAAUGAAAUAAAAUAGCAAUAUUUCUACAUAUAAUACAAAAAAAAUCUAUUACAUUUUUUUUAAUACUUCUAACUCAUACUUCAAUUUAAAUACCCAUCUCAUUUGAGAAAAUUGAAGACACUUUGCCCCUUGGGUUUGAAUGUUUGAGUUAAAAGUAUGCCUUUUUUUUUUCCUUUAAGUUUUUGUAAAAUAAGCUUGUUAACAAACUAUAAUAUCUAUAAAUUAAUUUUAUAAAUGUAUGUGGCGUAUUAAUAAAUGGUAUAAACUAGUAUCAUUAUGUAUAUAAUUAUGUAGAUUUGAAAGAACUAUUUUAUGUGGAUGGAUAAAUAAAAAUUAUUUAUGUAAAUAAACUUUUUAAAUAUACAAUAUUUGUAAUUUAUAAGAAAAGCCACAACAAAGAGAAAUAUGCAUUGUACGAUAAGUAUGGAUUAAAUAACGUUUAGUAAUUAUGCCCUUAUGUUAUGUUGCAUGCAUACAUAAGUGAUCAUAAUAACAUGAAUGUGUGACUAAAGUAUUAAAAUGUAGUAAAUACAUGUUUUUAAUUGUUUUAUGGUAAAAAGGGUAAAUGUAGUAAAUACAUGUUUUUAAUUGUUUUAUGGUAAAAAGGGUUUUAUUUGGAAGAAUUCCCAUGGAUAUUGAGACAUGGAGGGAGAGCAGAGCAGGAGCCAGCCAGCCUUGACACAAAGACUUUAUACAAGGAUCUUUUAUUUUACUUUAUUUUUUUUACUAUUUUACUAAUUAAAAGUUUUAAUUGAAUAUUGCAAAUUAACACUUUGUUAAUCUCACACUAUUGGGGCCUUUUGUGUUCUGUACUUGGGUCCAAAUCCUCAGAUUUCUGUGUAUCGGAAAAAUAUAAAUAAACCGAUUACCUGGAAAAUUCAGUUGUUCUACCCAGAACCGGUUUGAAGAGGCUCUGGGAAUUGUGAGUGCAAUACUUUCAGUUAUUCAAUAGGGCAUUCGAUAAUAUCCGAUAUCCUGCACUUUAAACUUUUUAUUUUUUAGAUCUGUAUGAAAAUUGUUUGCACAGUAGAGCUUGGUAUUUUUAUGUAUUUCUUAUAUUGUCCAAAUUUUAAGUGCAUCACUUUUUAUGUUUUUGGUUUUUUGUUGUUGUUGGGAACACUGUAUUUAUAACUUGUUGCAGCUGUAAUUGCAUUUAUAUGCACUUUAAUAAUUUAAGCACUUUGUAAAUUUAUAGCGCCUUAGCACUUUUGGGUAUAUUAACAUUUGAAAAGUUUAUCCAGAAAUAUUAAAUAUAUUAAAUCAAAGCCUUUGACUAAAUAAAAUCUCAACUCCGCUUUAAAAUGUAAAUCGGAGAGUGAGAAAAUAAGAAUAGGGGUGUCAUAAACACUUCAGCCAUGCAUGUGACCUUUAGUGGGUGCAAUGGUUAAAAAUCACUUUUCGCCUGCAGUAGGCCCAAAAGGAUGAUAGUCACCAACACCUAUUAAAAACAAUUUAACAGAAAUCUAUAUGAUAACACAAUACCAAUAUAAAUGUCUCUUCAGUAACAUGUGGUAUAUUCUUCUACCAAAGGUGGGACUUGACUUAAAAAUAACAUUAAUUCUGAACAAAAUUGUUACACAUUGCACCAAGCAAACAGAUGAAAUAAAAAAGGGAAACUUACUAUCCUAGUAAGGCAACACCAUGUUCCAUCCCUAGAGUGUAUUUGAUUGAGUAAGGCAGUGAUAAUUCAAUGCAACUUUGAGUUCUAAAAGUCCUAGGUGUCAUUCGAUUUUAUAUAGACUUUUAGUUCAUUUAGCUUGCUAGGUCUCUCCUCCUGAAUUGGGAAUGAACUCAAUGUAGAACUCCCAGUUUCAUAAAUGAAUACCAAAUCUGGCCAACAAUCUACACAGUAUUAUUUACUAAAGUGUGAACUGUAAGGAAUUAAAAGCAAUUUUUAGGACAAAAUAAACAAACUGGAAAAAUUAUCUAUGUCAGCUACGCUUUUAGGUCAACUUUUUGGCCAAAAAUGUAAUAUUCACUUUGAAUUCCCGACAAGUCACACUAAUGAUGUUAUUUCUGAUGUCUUUGCCAAAGUUGUCCUUCUCAUAUGUCUAUGCACAGGACAUUGGGCAUUCAGUUUUGUGAUACAAACUACUUCUACGUCCUAAUAUUGAGGGUGUCCCUGGAACUAUUUAUUACUGGUGUAACUUUCUCUCUCGUGGCCAGCCGACAUGAAAUUUGGAGUUAGUCUACAGGCACACCUGUUCCCUAUCUUUGGCCUGCUAUAUACCUUACAACACAGACAUGAUCUUCUGUAUUGGAGAUUUGAAAGUGUCCCAUGUAUUGGCAGAAUGAAACUGUGUAUCCCUGUGUGGACAAAGUGGCUUAUGUAUGUGUUGCAUGUGUAUGCAUGUUAAAAUGUCAACAGUUAAAUGUUAUAUGUGUAUGCAUGUUAAAGGUCAAACGUUUGAUGGUAUUUCUUCAAAAGGCAUGUGCCAUUUAUAUGCUUACCUUCAACAUCUAUUCUGUCCCUCUGUCUGAGUGGCCUUUCCUAACCUCUACCCCCUUGCUCCCCUUUAUACUCUCCUAAAAUUGCUCCUUGUAAGAUUAUCCAUGCUUUCCCUCUGUCUCCCUGCCCUACUGUGUUACUGUCUAUAUCCUUUUACUUCUUCAUCAUGUAGACUAGUUAAUGAAACCACAAAAUGUAACAGUUUUCCUACGUUUAUACACAAUAUAUGGAAAUAAACUUUCCUGUUCUCUGAUUGGUCGAAAUGUUUAAUAUGUUUGUUUAUACCUGAUUACUUUUACUACAUAUAUUUACCAGGGAAAAAUUAUUUAUUUUUUCUUUCGGAUCGAUUCUUUAUUAUUAUUAUGAUUAUUAUUCAAACUUUGGUGCAUCUGAAAUUUUGGAAAUUCAUUUUUCUUAUUUCUUAAGACCAUUAUUCCCUAUGAACAAAGAAUGAAGGUGGCAAUCACAAAAUGACCAAGGAAAUUACCAAUUUACGGGGUUAUCUGCUAAACUGCUGAAAUAUCUAAAUUAAAGGGACACUGUAGACACCCAGACCACUUCUGCUCAUUGGAGUGGUCUGGGUGCCAACUCCCACUUUUUUUUUUAAAUCUGCAAUAAUUACCUUGCAGGGUUAAGUCCUCCCCUAGUGGCUGUCUACUAGACAGCCACUAGAGGGCACUUCCUGCUCCAUAGCACAGAAAACCUGUGCCUGUAGCGUCGCUGGACGUCCUCAUGCAGUGUGAGGACCUCCAGCGUCGCUCAAUUCCCCAAAGGAAAGCAUUGAAAGUAUUUUCAAUGCUUUCCUAUGGAGAACUCUAAUGCACAUUACGUCUCCUCAGCCGGCGGCUGGGAUCAGUCUCGCCCACCAGCUGACGUAAGGAAGAGGAGAAGGAGGAGCGGCGGCGAGCAGAAACCACCGCCUAGGGACAUCGGGUGUCUCAGAUAAGUGACUGAAGGGGUUUUCACCCCUUCAGCAACCGGGGAUGGGGGGUGGGAGGGAGAGGGGACCUGCAGUGCCAGGAAAACCGAUUGUUUUCCUGGCACUGGAGUGUCCCUUUAAGAAAAGCCCUUUUCUUAAUUUUGACUUUUCAGCUGUUUAGUUGAUGACUCCAUAAUUUUAUAUCCUUACAUGGGAUAGCACAAGGAUGCCAAUUAUCAAAUAAGGGAGCUAUCUGCUACACAGCUGUUAUCCUUUAGUUCGGUAAUUACAUGUAAGGACACCAAAUUAGGUAGCUAUCAGCUAAAAUGCUGAAAGAGCAAAAUGAAAAGGGCUUUCAACUAUCUUACGGCUGUUUAGUAGAUAACUCCUUACUCUGGUAUCCUUGCGUGGGAUUGCCUUAUUAAGGGUUACCAAAUAAGGGAGCUAUCUGCACCCUAGUUUGGUAACCUAUAAAUAUGUCAAUCCUACAUAAGUUUACCAAAUUAGAUAGCGAUCUACUAAUCAGCUGAAAGACCAAAAUUAAGAAAAGGACCUUUCUUAAAUUUGAUCUUUCAGCUGUUUAGAAGAUGGCUCCCUAAUAUGCUACAUUUGUAUAUCACAUGAAUGCUAUAUACAUGCAGCACAUACAUUCUAUAUAUCUCCAUUAAUUGGUAAAUAUGGCAAUUCCACAUUAGGAUGACUACUAAACAGCUGAAAGAUCAUAGUUACAUAGGGGAAAAGAGAUCUGCAUCCAUCAAGUUCACCCUUUCUCACAUUUGUUUUUGCUGUUAAUCCAAAAGAAGGUAAAAAAAAAAGUUGGAAGCACUUCCAAUUUUGCAGUUAACUAGAAAAGAAUCCUUGACCCAAGAAAGGCAGUCAGGUAUCUUCUUGGAUCAAGAAGCUAUGAACCCAUUAAUUAAAAAUUAUACCCCUUUAUAUUCUGUUUUGGCAAGGAUGUACCCAAUUGCAGUUUUAACAUCUGUAUAGGCUCUGAUGAAACCAUCUCUUCAGGCAGAGAACUCCACGUCCCAUCUUGUUCUUACUGUAAAAGACCCUUUCAUUUGCCUUAGACUAAAUCUCCUUUCUUCCAGUCUAAAUGCUUGACCUUGUGUCCUAUGGAUAGUGCUGUUUAUGAAUAGAUUUCCAGACAAUAAUUUGUAUUGGCCCCCAUUUCUAUUUGUAAAAUGCUAUUACAUCUCCUCUGAGGAGCUGUUUUUCCAAACUAAAGAUAUUUAAAUUUGUUAACUUUCUUUGUAACUAAAAUGAUUUUUUUUCCUUUUAUGAAUUUUGUAGCUCGUCUCUGUACUUUUGCUACUUUUCUUUAGAACAGGUGCCCAAAAUUACACAUCAUGAUAUUACCAAUGAUUUAUAAAGAGGCAACAUUUUAUUUUAAUCCCCAGUAUUAAUGCCCUUAUUUAUACAUGACAAUACCUUGGCAGCUACCGAUUGACAUUGAAUAUUGUUGCGUAGUUUGUUCUAUAACAAUUCCCAAAUCCUCACCAAACUCCGGCCCUCCAGAUGUUGCUGAACUACAACUCCCAUUAUGUAUGCCAUUUGAGUGUCCAAUUCCCCAAUCUAUCUAAAUCCCUCUGCAGCAACAUAAUAUCCUGCUCACAUUAUUACUUUACAGAGGUAAAGUAAUAAUGUGAAGUGGUCUGGCUGCCCAUAGUGUCCGUUUAGGCUCACAGGUCUUUAAUUUCUAGGCAAAUAUUUUGAAUCCUUUUUUUAAAUUAAUAAAAGCCCAUUUAUUUGUAUCUUUUUUUUUUUUUUUUAGUUGUUUAGUAGAUAACUCACUAAUUUGGUAUCAUUAUCAAAACUAAUAGAUCAAAAAAAAGUUUUGGUUUGAUUUUGUUUUUCCGUUUAGAUAUUUGUGUUGUCCAAAAUUACUGAAUUUGGCCAAAUUCAUGCAAAUUUGGAUUAGGGACAAAACUAGUUGUACUACCCUACCUUAUACCAUGUUCUUCAAUGCAGCUGUAAUCAUAAUGCCCUCUAACAUAUCUGCAUGUAGUCAACUAUAAAAGGUUAAAGGAAAAAAAAAUCUAAAACUUGAUUACCAUUCAUUAACAUGUCUAACUUUUUUUUAUCUUUUACACCCUAGUGGAUCCUGAUGCCAUUUGGCUGAUGCAGGGCUGGCUGUUUGCUAACUGUCCAUCAUUUUGGAAGCCGACACAGAUUCGAGCUUUGCUCCAUGGCGCACCUAUUGGUAGGCUCAUCGUAUUGGAUUUAUAUGCGGAAACCUUACCAGUUUACCAAAACACAGAGUCUUUCUAUGGGCAACCAUUUAUCUGGUGCAUGCUCCAUAAUUUUGGAGGAAAUCAUGGUUUAUUUGGCAAAGUUGAAAGUAUCAAUAAAGGACCAUUUGAUGCCAUGUCCUUCAAAAACUCUACCAUGGUUGGAACAGGACUGGCCCCAGAAGGCAUAGAGCAGAAUGAUAUGCUUUAUGAGCUAAUGAAUGACAUUGGGUGGAGUUCCAAACCCCUUGACUUGGCACAGUGGAUCACCAGUUAUGCCGACAGACGUUACGGCCAGCAAAACGCUAAUGCAAGAGAAGCAUGGCAGAUUCUUCUUAAGAGUGUUUAUAAUUGUACCAGGUAUUUUGUUGACCAAAACCAUAGCCCACUGGUUCGAAGGCCAUGUUUGGAUAUGAACACUGAUAUUUGCUAUAAGGAAAAUGAUCUGUUUGAAGCUUGGCGACUGAUGCACGAAGCAUCAUCAUCACUGGCAAACAGUGAAACCUUUCUGUAUGAUCUUGUAGAUGUCACUAGAGAGGCAAUGCAGCAGUUAGUAUCUGCAUACUAUAUUGAAAUCAAGUCUGCGUAUGAGAAUGAAAUAUUGGAGAAUCUAAUGAGUGCUGGUGGUGUCCUGGUUUACGAUCUUCUGCCUGAACUGGAUGCUCUCCUUUCUAGUCAACCUCAGUUCUUGCUUGGACGUUGGCUGGAAGCAGCAAAUUCUAUGGCAUCCACCAAAGAAGAAGCUGCGUUGUAUAACAUGAACGCUCGCAAUCAACUCACUUUAUGGGGUCCGGAUGCUGACAUCCUGGAUUACGCCAACAAGCAGUACGGUGGACUGAUUCAAGAUUAUUAUAAGGAGCGCUGGACCCUCUUUCUGUGGUUCCUCAUAGAGAGUCUCAACACAGGGAUUCCAAUUAGUGAUCUGAAAUACAAUGAAGCCGUCUUUAUGGUGGAAAAAGAAUUCAUAUACAAUAAAAAGAUCUAUAGCUCGAGCCCCAAAGGAGACACCAUAGAAAUUGCCAACAACAUUUUUCUCAAGUAUUUCCCGCAUUUCAUGAAAGCAGGUCAUGGUAGAUGGAGUAAGAAAAUAAAGCUGCUGUAAAACAUUAAACUUGGCUUUUUCUUAGUUCUUUGCUAUGCUAAUUCUUUCAAAGAUGCAGAUGAAGCACAUCUCACCAAUCAAUAGCAGUAGAUGUUAUUUUUAAUAUUAUUUGAUGGUUUGCACUAAAACCCUUUUAAGCUCUUUUUGCUCUUUGAGCGUAUACAGUUGCACUAGGGGCUUGAAUUGUAUUUGUAAUCAACAUGACAUAUACGUUAAUGUUAAAUAUUUGGGAAUUACUGGAAAUCUGCUUUUUGAUAUAUUGACCGUAUUUGCGUUUUUGGGCACCUUAAAGAAAUACUGACCUAUAAUAAGUUAAUUUUAUUUUUAAUUCUUGUUAAAGUGGAACUAUAAAAUCUCAGGGUUUUUCAUAUUAUGUAUAUUUAAUGAAUAAAUAUUUCUGAUGUUGGAAACAUUUGAUAAUAGAAAUGCACACUGCUGUAUUUACCUCUAGAACUGAGCACCUUGAUCUUGGUUCCCUGUCAAACAUUGUUAUAGUUACAUGGUUACUUGGGCUGAAAAGAGACAUGUCCAUCAAGUACAGCCUUCCUCACAUCUGUAUUUUGCUGUUGAUCCAAAAGAAGGUAAAAAACAAAAAAAAACUGUUUGAAGAACUUACAAUUUUGAAACAAACUAGGAAAAAAUUCUUCUUGAUCCCAGAAUGGCAGUCGGUUAUCCCUGGAUCAAGACACUAAUACGUUACAGUUGAAAAAUGAUAUCCUUGAAUAUUAUGUUUUUGCAAGUAUGCAUCUAGUUGCUGUUUAAACAUCUGUAUGGACUCUGAUAAAACCACUUCUUCAGGCAGGGAAUUCCACAUCCUUAUUGUUUUUACUAUAAAAAAGAAGAAAAACUUUUCUUUGCCUUAGACUACAUUUACUUUUUUCCAGUCUAAAUGCAUGACCUCGUGUCCUAUGUACAGUCCUGUUUGUGAAUACAUUUCCAGACAAUGGUCUGCAUUGGCCCUGGAUAUAUUUGUAUAAUGUUAUCAUAUCCCCUCAGAGGUGUAAAAGAGUUAUACAUUCCUUUUAUUAAUUUUGUAGCUCGUCUCGGCACUUUUUCUAGUGCCAUAAUGUCUUUCUUUAGAACAGGUGCCCAGAAUUACACAGCAUAUUCAAGAUUUGGUCUUACCAGUGAUUUAUAUAGAGGCAAAAUUACACUCUCAUCCCGAGAAUGAAUGCCCCUUUUUAUACAUGCCAAUAACUUACUAGCCUAAAUCACUGCUGAUCAACAUUGCACAUUGUUGCCUAGUUUGUUUUUCUAUAACAAUUCCCAAAUCCUUCUCGUGUGUUGCAAUCCUUAAUUCACUACCAUUUGGGUAUAAGUUGCUUGUGCAUUCAUUAGCUCAAGUGCAUAACUUUGUAUUUUUCUACAUUUAAAUUUCAUCUGCCAUUUGAGUGCCCAGUCUAUUUAAAUCCCUCUGCAGCAAAGUAAAGUAAUAUCCUGCUUACAUUGUAUUACUUAACAGAGUUUUGCGUCAUCUGCAAACGCUGAAACGUGACUUUCAAUGCUUACUUCAAGCAGAACCCUGAGGGACACCACUUACCAUUUUUGUCAAGCUUGAAAAUUUACCAUUAAUGACCACUCUGUACUCUAUUUUUAAGCCAAUGUUCUACCCAAGAACAAGAAUUUUCAUGUAGACCAAUUUCUGUCUGUAACCAGUGUGUAACCACAUCAAACGCCUUGGCAAAAUCCAAGUAGAUCACAUCCACUGCAACACCCUUGAUCUAUACUUCUAUUUACUUCUUCACAGAAUGCAAUUAAGUUAGUUUGACGUGACCUGUGUUUUUAUAAAACCAUGCUGAUUUUUGCUGAUAGCCAUGCUCUUAAUGAAUUCCUAAAUAUUAUCCCUAACAGAAGUUAAGCUCACAGGUCUAUAAUUUUCAGACAAGGAUUUUGAAUCCUUUUUGAAUAUAGGAACCACAUCUGCCUUCCUCUUGUACUCCGGUAAAAUUCCUGAAAGAAAAGAAUCUUGAAAGAUUAAGAACAGAGGUUCACUUAUUUCCACAGUUGCUUAAGUACUUGUGGGUGAAUACCGUCAGGCCCUGGUGCUUUGUUUAUAUUAACGUUCUUUAUUUGCUGCAGCACCUUGUCUUGAGUCAUCCCAUCACAAUUGGUCUGCAAUUUUUUUUGCAGAAAUCAUUUGCAUGUCUAUAGCCAUAGGUUCUUCCUUAAUAUGUACGGAGGAGAAAUAGUUAUUUAAAAUUUCAGCAUUUUCUUGAUCUUCAUUAACUAACACCCCAUCCCGGUUUUCAGUGUACCUACAUUUUCAUAUUUUUCUAUUUCUCCCUCAUUUUGUAAUUUAGCGAAUCUAAUUGCCUUUUUGCAGGUCUUAUUGGCUUCCUUAUAUCUUUAAUAGGAUGCCUCUGAUUUAUCCUAUUUAAAAGCCCUUUUCUUAUUUUUAAUUUCUUGAUUUACUUUCCCACUAAGAUAUAUUGGUAAUAUCUCAGAAAAUACUACCUUGGGGGUCCUUUUCUUAAGUUUGCUGCCUAUUUCCCUGAACUCCUUCUUUAAGGUACUCUAUCUUACUCUAAUUUUGUCAUUGGUACCAAUAUGGACCAUGACAGCCGGGUCUUACCCAGCCACUCACAAUAAUCCAUCCCCUCUAUCAGCAAUAUGCCAGACCCAAGCACCCGGGAUACCGCAAACUGUGCCGAUCAGAGCGGCAGAUUACUCGAUCUGCUCUUUAAAUAUUAUAGUUCCCUACCACCACAACUUGUCUAGCUUUUAUGUUCUCAUCCCCACCCAUACUAGAGGGGCUGUUCUAAGAAACAGCUGCCUUUAGUACUGCUAGUCCUGAGCUGAUGCUUCCAACAUCUUCACUCAACAGGCAAACCUGAUAGGUCGCACAAAGUCAGGACUAGCUAACCCACUCCUCUUUGCUACCCCCUGCUACCUUGCCCAACCCAACAGCUACUAGUCUCUUUCCCAGCUGUCUUAUCUCCUCCAACUCUAAUACCUGCCCUCCCUAAACUUUGCUCCGUGAGCAGCAGACCCCUCUCAAAAUUGUCGAUCUCCAAUCUGAGCUUCCAGACAAGUCACUCGCACACACCUUUUACAAACGUAUGGAUCCUGAACAGAUGCAUCCAGGCAUGCUUACAUGCAACAAGAUGUGCACUGAGCCAGACCAGCAAUCUUGCUAACGCUCAUUAACCUCAUUCACCAAAAACAGGACAGUAAAACAAUAUUUAUCUUGUUCACUUUACUCCAGCUUUUUUAAACUCUUACUUAACCCCUUAAGGACCAAACUUCUGGAAUAAAAGGGAAUCAUGACAUGUCACACAUGUCAUGUGUCCUUAAGGGGUUAAAGAGACUACUUAUAACCUCUGCUUUGUGCCGGGAAAUUAGCAUAGUCAAUGUUUGUUUUUCCUUUUCAAAUGCACAGUGUGUCAUGACUGAUUUGUGUUGUGAUGUCAAUUACUUAUCUGUAAUAGCAUUUGGAAAAAUAGAAGCAUAAGUUCUAUGUGAUACAGUGUAUCACAAUGCAAUAGUAUAAUUUUUUUUUUUUUUAUAGAAGUGAUGGUCCUUUUGAUUGAAUCUAAUUGCAGGGUUUUAAAUCUGGAUGUUGGGUUGCUUAUAACGUCUCUGUAUUUUCGAUUAUGUAUUCUCAUGUUGAUUUGGAUUUUGCUAACUGUGGGAAAAAAUUAAAAAAAAAUUUAUUCAGUAACAUUUCAGCAACAGUUUCUGUGUUUUUAUUCUAUCACUCUAAAAACCAAGUUGCACAUCUCAACCAAUAUAAAAAUAGCCAAUACUUUAUUUACUUUACGAAUAAGGACAUAAAUGUAAAACCGUAAAUGCAAAAACACACACAGCAAGUGAGUACAGACUGGAAGAUAUACCAAAGUUGUACAAAUAUUCUCUUGAGAAAGAUACUCAGUUGAAUGCUAACUUUGGAAUAUUUUUCAGUCUGUACUCACUUUGAUACACUGUAUAUGUAUGAUAUAUACUCACUACACCUUUUCAAAAUGUAAAAAAAAAUAUUUGAAUUGCUGACAGAAUUAAUAGUUUUCUGUUGUACAAAAUCUCUAAAGUCUAAUGUACAAUGAACCAGAAGUAUGUAAUCCUUCAAAAAUCGUUUUGGGAUGAUCAUAUACAAUAUGACAUGGUUUGACAUAUACAUAGUCUUCUUAUUGAAAUUGAGAAAAUAUAUUUAGGAUAUAUACUUUGCGGAUCUGCGUGGUUGCCAAAAAUAUGACGUCUAACAUCCACAGAAGCAUCUGAUAAGACAACCUCUUUAGGAGAACUCCACAUUUGUUAUUGCUGUAAAAAAACUUUCUUCCAGGCUCAAUCGGUUAUCUCUUGUCUGUUGUAUAUUCCUACUAAUGAACAGGUUAGUACAUAGUGGUUUGUACUGACCCUAUAUAUAUAUAUAUGUAUAGUGCUUCAUAUCACAUGCCCUUUAAGGUGCCUUUUUUUCCCAAAAGUAAUCAAAAGCCUUUCCUCAUAACGGUUUCCCAUCCCCUUUAUUAACUAUGUAUCUCUCCUCUGCACUUUUCCUAGUUCUGUAAACUCCUUCUUUAAAACUGGUGCCAAAAAUUGUACCACGUAUUCAAGGUAGUCUUACCAUGUAUUAUAAAGAGUUAAAAUUAUAUUUUGAUUAUGUAAAUCAUUACCUUUUUAUUCAUGAAAGCACCUUACUAGCUCAUAAUGCAUAAUGUUGCCUUGUUUUGGAGUAGAGAUUGUUGCCAUAUUAGUCCAGUGAUGCAAAUGUAAAAUAACAGAUGAAAUUGGUAAUUUGGACUACCUUUUUUGUUGGGAAAAAAAACAGAUGUGUGUAUGUGUGUAUGUGUAUGUGUGUGUAUGUGUGUGUAUAUAUAUAUAUAUAUAUGUAUAUAUUGUGUGUAAGAAAUUUUUUUAACAAUCAGCAGUUGUGGCACUCUGUGGGAAUUCCCCAAAAUAUCCCACCUACAAACAUUUAAAACCAAAUACCGCAAUGCUUAAGUGAUAUACCACCACCACAAAAAACAUCAAAGUUCGAGUGCAGCGCUUCAAAUAUCUAGUUUACACUUACCCCUCCAUGGAUAUGGGGUAAUUAGUUUUCAUUAACAUGAAAGAGAAGCAAAAACCAUAAAAUAAAUAGUGUUCUAAAAUUGCAUGAAAGUAAGCUUGUGGUGAAUAUAAGCUUACAGUGUUUUGAGCCUUAAUUACGGACGACAAUUUGUGGCCUACCGGUGGUGAGCAUGGGAGAGGUGGCCGAUCUCCCUGCUAGCGGUCCAAAAUGCUUCAGUGGUUGGGACCCCCUCGAACGUUGUUGGGGGUUUUCCCAGCAUAAGAAUACAGGCUCUACCUCCAAGCAACAAGAGGAACCGAGCGAAUCACCAGCUCCUGAGGCCUGCAUCCAGCAACUAUGCUGAUGUCAAGAUGGUGGCUGAUGUACCUGAUACAGCAGCACGAGGCCCUCCAGAGACACUUGAGGAGUGGCUGGAUAAUCUGUUCUGCAAAUUCUGGUGGAAGCUGCGAGACAGAGGGGUGCAGGCUGAAAGAGCAAAAGAGGAAUGGCAAGCAGCUGAACGUACCUCCAGACCCUCCUUCCCUCCCGGCGGACGAGCGUCAGAAACUACCCAUGGCUCCUAACUUGAAGUUGCUGAAGAGACAGACGACCCACCCAUAAAGAUACCUACUCAGGUAGUGCUUGCUACGGCCCUCCUGGGCUGAGGGGGAAGACCCUGGUGCUCAACCCACACACUCGGAAGAAGAAACCGCGAUCCCAAGCUGUGAAUGCACCCUCCCGAGAUCAUGCUCGUGGUGACAAGACAGACCUGAGCAGUAGGACCUGCACAUGGGCCCUUGAGGCAGUUCAGGCCAGCGGGGUGUGCAGCCUUGGAUAUACGGGACACUAUCCACUUACGUGACUCUGGCGUUGGGUGAAUCGUAGCCAUGUCUGGGUGGGAGGGUUAUGUAACAGAUUUAGCUACUUAUGGCCGCUUCUCCCCACGUCUCUUACUACUUGAGAACUACUGCCAUGGUUCCCUUUAAUCAUAGCUUAUAACCAUCCUAUAGAAGCUUGUUUUCAGUAAAGCAUUUUUAUUUUACACAUAAGGGCAUCUUAUACUAUGUCAGUGUACACUCUCUGAGCAGGCCCCCACUGAUAUAUUAAUAUCCCUGCUUUUUACAGCAUUGCCACACAAAUGCCUAUCAAGCAAAGUUUCCACAGUUGUACUUGUUUUAUGCCUGAUUUAACUUUUACUCACUUGACUACCAACUAGACAAGUAUGACUAGCCUGCUUAUCAUUCUACUGUACUUACAAAAUUGUACCACUUUCUCAAUGCCAUGUGUAUGUACUACAUUGAUAUUAUUGCUUUCUUAUGCUGUCGUGGCAUCGUAAGCUCUUGUUACCUUGUGCACAGAAAGAAUUUAAAAAAAAUUAAAUUAUUAAUGACACAGAACAAGAAGGCAUGUACUCCCUAUCCAAAAAUCCUGAAUAUGCAUGAAUGUAAAAAAACUGAUAAAAUGUGUGGGAGCGGAGCAAACCAGCUAGUGGAGCGGUGGCAUGCAUCCUGAGCACCAAUACAAAGUCGUCUUGAAACCUAAAAUUGCCCCAUUUGGGUGAGCUGGUUUGCACUUACAAAGCACUAACUGGAGCAGGAGACCAUGGCCAAGCACUCACACAAAUCUCUUGGUACGAGCGGGAGCCAUACCUGGGAUAUCAACUUCAUACUUACCCAGUCAUCAAGGCCUAAAAUGGCGGAACUAAUGGCAGAUACACCACCUGGAUCCACAUCGGCCUGAGAGAAAGACAACCCAGAACCGAAAGAGCUUCAGCCACAACCUCAAAGUGGCAGAGCAGUUUCCCAACAGCAGCCCGACCCACAAUGGGCCACAAAAACAGACCUCACCAUGACGGAGAUCAAUGCCUAAUCAUUGCAUCAGAAAUGGCGGUCCUGAAAACAGACCUCAGCACUCUGGCAGGCAGGAUGAACUUCACGGAGGAAAAUGUCCGCAGCCUCUGAGUCAAACAAGACAUCACAGUAGCUCACCUUACAUGUGCAGAGUUGACAGCAAAAGUAGGACAGCUGGAAGAUAUGGCAAGACAGCGCAAUUUAACAAUCCAUGGAUCACUAUUCAUUUUUGAACAGCACUCGCUGUGCUUUUUUUAAGACCUUAGCUGGUCCACACUGCAGUGGCAUGCAACAUUGACCAAAUAUUGCAGAGCUCCUGCGGCAGACACGCAAAGCCACUGGGCCCAAGAUGGUCACCUACCAAGAAACCUAAUCCGAGCAAUCAGACGAGUUCUCCUUGGGGGAAGAGGCAACCGACUUCCCUCCAGUGCAGAGACCGGCACCGGUAAAUCCAGAAAGCUGACGCUUCACUGGUGACAACAGCAGUCCUGAAGUCGCUCCUCACAGACUUCCAGAAGACCAUCCAGUCAGAUGUUGCCUUGCUCCUCGUUGACAUACAUGGUCUGACAGGCCGAAUGGGAGCCUUGGAGUCUGCCUCCAGUGUUGGCUCUGACCAAAUGUGACAGGGAGGGUUGCAAAACCAGGGAGUUGGCUAGACUCUCAAAUAUAUAUAUAUAUAUAUAUAUAUGAAACAAGGGGGGGGUUGGCUGCACUCACCUGAACAUGCAUAAAUGGGGGUGCUGCUGGGGGGGCCCCCAUUUGUAUUAUUUGGCCCCCAGCAGCACCCCCAUUUAUGCAUGUUCAGGUGAGUGCAGCCAACCCCCCCUUGUUAUAUAUAUAUAUAUAUAUAUAAUUAGCAUACAUCCGCACUUGUUGUAUCUUAAAUUUUUCCUAAACUCCCGUCUAGCUAGUUAACCUCAUGUAGUAAUGUAUGACAUUGCUAGUCUAGACCUAGUUCUAGCUCAAUAUUUACUCCUAUUAUACCAAAAAUGUGCCAUGUAUCUGAAGCCACAUUUGUGUAUACCUCUGUCUAAUACUCUGAUUGCACCAGCUGGUUUGGCAGUGCAAACUUGAUUGUUAACCUACGAACAACCUAAACAGAUCACUUGGCACUCCGACUGGGUACCUCCGUUGAAAGGUGCUCCUAGCGCUUCCUGAGGGCUCCAAGCACUCCACUUGACACCAUCAGCAUCGCAGACCCCACGAACCGCCGCAGCUUGGUUGGGGUCUCGCCGUCUCCUACCCACCCUGGACCUACGACAAGGCUCCAGGUUCCAGUGGGUGAACCUCUUUCCCCAGAGAGUAAAGCAGGAACAAGCUCUUGAAAGAGCUUAGUGAUUAUCCAAGGGAGAAUGAAGAGCAUAGCAAUCCCUGGUAGCUGUUUCCCCCAAUAAUAGACAGGACUCUAAAUUGAGGGUUAAGUAGAACUGAAGGUUUAAUGAUACAGCUGCUUUUUUUUUUUUAUACAGUUUUUCCCCACAAGGUUACCGUCCACGUGGACCUUGUGGAGCACAGGACACAAAGUUACAAAAGCCAAUAGAAACAAUAACACCUAAACACUCCCACAUACAUUCGGCAAACCCUCCUCUCUGCCUGUGAUAUAAUUAAGCUAGCUAAUGGAAUAACUUAAUUAUCCACAGGCAGAAAAAAAAUACAUUUAUACAAACCCCAAAAAGUACCCCAAUACAACAUAUCCCCAUAAAUGUUAUAUAGAUAACCAUGAUCUGGGUGAACAACAUAUCCAAAAAUCACCCAGUUCAGAGCAGGGGUUCAAAAGCUCCAUGGAAUUCACAUUUGACGGACCGCAAGCAUGGCUUUCAUGCCCAAAAUAGUUCCACAGAAUUUGGCUGUGCAGCCGGUCUAUUUCCAAUAGUUUCAAAUGCUAAGUUCCGUUUGAAUGCACGAACUGGAGCCGUUCGUGCAGAUAUCCACUGUUAACGUGGCAUUCGUAUAUUCGAACGCCAUUCGAUUUCCGUCGAAGUGUUGAAGUCUGGAGAAGGUAUAGUUCAGCGGUGUUCGUGCCGUCCCAUAUCCGAUUUGAGUUCCAUGAACUCGACGACCAAACACCGCUGAACGCGUUCGACUGAAUUAAGAUGUCCGCCGCAACGUGUUCGUAUGUCGAAUGGCAGCCACUUCAACUACUUCAGCACUUCGGCUGUAUCCGAAAUGCCAUUUCAAAAGGGCAGAUCCUUUCCCACAGGAUUUUAAAGGGGCAGAAAGAGUGUAUUAAAACCUCAUAAGCCCAAAUAGGGUUUCUAAAUGGCUAUACCCCCAGGGGGCCAUAGUCACAGGGCAGGAGGCAGGCAAGCAGGCCCCUCCAAAAACUCAUGGCAAACUCCCUUAAAAAGGGGAGUUUGUCACAACAUCAGUUAGUAUUAAUUAGUUCUAUAUAAUCUUGAUUGUAACCUCAAGACAUGUUCUAUUUUUAUGCAAUAUUUGCCGAGGAUAUUUCCCACUGCUUUUUGUAAAACGUAAUCAUAUAAAUAAAAACUAGAGUUUUAAAUUAGUGGAGUCUAUUCUCUACACAUGCAAAAAUGGUGAGGUUUAUGCAACUUCACUCACAGGUGUAUCAACUCUCCUUUUGCUAUGUUUAUAACUUGUAAAAUACAAUUUAACAUCCCUCAUACAUGACUCCGUGGGUGGCCUUAACCAUAGAAAACUGUAAAGAACAGCAAUAAUAAAGUGGCCAAUGCUCAUCAAAAUGGUUUUCUUCGCUUUAAACAAUUCAUUUUAUUUCCAUAUACUUAGAAACAUUCUUCAAUGUACAAAUAGACCAUGGCGCAAAGACUCCCAUAGACUCCAUGAAUAUUUUUCUAAAAAAAGAAUGGGACAAAAAUAUACAUCUUGUACUCACUUACUUUCUCAAAAUAUGAUUCUCUGUAGCGCCAUGUUUACUUUGGCAUGAUAUCUUUCAUGAGUAAUACCAUUAUGCCUAGUAAAUUAAGGCUAAUUGUGCAGAGGGUUUGAAUUAGUUAAAUAAAGGUAAUCCAGAUCAUUGUUAUAUAAAAUACCCAUAAUUCUGUGGUUUAUUUUUGUACACUGGUGGAGAAUAAUGUGAUAUGUGGUUUAUUAGCUGGAUCUUUACCUGGAAAUGUAUAAUCUGAAAGAUAAACAUGUAGGCUAUGUGCACUGAUAAUAUUCAAUAUUAUUAUUUAUGUAUUUUCAUUGUUUCUUUCAAUUAACGGAAUUAAUCUAAAAAUAUCUAUAAAAUGUUUAAUUUCUUUAUCUGGUGUCUUUUGUGUGUUUGUUUUAUUCCAUAGUUGAUCCAGAUGCCAUUUGGCUGAUGCAGGGCUGGAUGUUUGUUCACAGUCCAUCAUUCUGGAAGCCUGCACAAGUUCAAGCUUUGCUUCAAGGAGCACCGAUUGGUAGGAUGAUCGUUCUGGAUCUGUUUGCAGAAACAAAACCAGUUUACCAAGACACAGAGUCUUUCUAUGGGCAACCAUUCAUCUGGUGCAUGCUCCAUAACUUUGGAGGAAAUCAUGGAUUAUUUGGCAAAGUUGAAAGUAUCAAUAGUGGACCAUUUGAUGCCCUGGUCUUUCAAAACUCUACUAUGGUUGGCACAGGGCUGACACCAGAAGGCAUAGAGCAGAAUGAUAUGCUAUACGAGUUGAUGAAUGAAAUUGGAUGGCGAACCAAACCCUUUGACCUGGCACAAUGGAUCACCAGCUAUGCCGACAGACGUUAUGGCCAGAAAAACUCUAAUGCAAGGGAAGCAUGGCAGAUUCUUCUUAAGAGUGUAUAUAACUGUACCCAAAUUUGGGUUGACCACAACCACAGCCCUCUGGUUCGAAGGCCAUCUUUGAAAAUGAGGACUGAUAUUUGCUAUAACCAGAAUGACCUCUUUGAAGCUUGGAGGCUUAUGUAUGAUGCAUCCUUGUCACUGGCCAACAGUGGAACAUUUCUUUAUGACCUUGUAGAUGUCACUAGAGAGGCAAUGCAGCAGUUAGUAUCUGCAUACUAUAUUGAAAUCAAGUCUGCGUAUGAGAAUGAAAUAUUGGAGAAUCUAAUGAGUGUAGGUGGUGUCCUGGUUUACGAUCUUCUGCCUGAACUUGAUGCUCUCCUUUCUAGUCAACCUCAGUUCUUGCUUGGACGUUGGCUGGAAGCAGCAAAUUCUAUGGCAUCCACCAAAGAAGAAGCUGCGUUGUAUAACAUGAACGCUCGCAAUCAACUCACUUUAUGGGGUCCGGAUGGUGACAUUCUGGACUAUGCCAACAAGCAGUAUGGUGGACUAAUUCAAGAUUAUUAUAAGGAGCGCUGGACCCUAUUUCUAUGGGGCCUCAUUGAGAGUCUCAACACAGGGAUACCAUUUAGUGAGAAGAAAUUUAAUGAAGCAGUUUUUAGUGUGGAACAAGACUUCAUAUACAAUAAAAAGGACUAUAGUUCCAGUCCUAAAGGAGACACCAUAGAGAUUACCAAGAAAAUUUUUCUUAAGUAUUAUCCGGAUUUAAUGAAAGCCGGUCAUGAUAGAUGGACAAGGAAAAUAAAACUGUAGUAAAAAGUUUAACAUUUCCAUUUCAAGGUCCUUUUGAACCAUUUAAUGGGACAAAAAGAUCCAUCAAGCAUGCUCUCGGUUAUUAACCACUAAUAAUUAAAACAUUUGUUCAGAAUUUGAAGGGAACUGUUAUCAUUCCAAAAAGUUCAUAUUUUAUAUAACAAAUUUAAAAGGUUGGUAUUGCCAAUGUAUAUUCUCUUCAAAAUCUAAGGGUAUGUUUCUUGCCACUAUAUUAUAGCUAUAUUAUAUCAUUUUAGUGCAGGAGCCAGAAGGAGGAUUUUUAUCACUAACUCUGAAGUGUGCAGAUAAACAUGUUAAAGAAUUAAUAAUUAAUUAGAAAAAUGUAAAAGUUAUAAAUGCAAACUUGAGCAAACCAAAACUCACAAUUAAACUACAAUUAAUAUCUAAAUGUUACAAUAUGUCCACAAUUGUAUAAUAAUUACAUGUGUAUAUAUACAUGAUUCGCAACUCGAGUGCCAGAUAGUUAAAAUAAAUUCAAUGAAACAGACUUAAAGAGGCCUAGAACCCUAACCUUACCAAAGAGACUCGAUAGAGAUUGCCAACCAUACUUGCCUUCCAGAAUUAACCACUAAAAAUUAAAAUUGCUAAUGGCAUAUGGAUUAAGUAUAUUCAACUAGAGUAAAGCAUAGGUUAUUUUCAAGACAAUUGUUUUCUCAAAUUGUGGACUACAAGAAUUUUGUGUAGGAAAUAAAACAUUUCCAGAUGAUCUGAAAAAUCAUCACCAAAAGUCAUACUAUGGCUUUAAAAAGCAAUUGUUGAUUAUGCUAACGUAGUGUACAUAUAAUCUUAAUUUUAGCAAUGACAGGAAGUGAAUAUUUUGCAUUUAACUCUUUACUCAAGCAGCACAUACCAAUCAUAAAACCAACAACCAAUCAGAAAAGUGUUACAAGGUGAUAUAAGGCUGAAUGUAGAUUUUGAUAUGAUUUGGUUUUUGUAUUCAAAUAUUU